Pelobates cultripes (western spadefoot toad) is the source of this 61645-nucleotide messenger RNA. The record is from the annotation of a GenBank genome assembly. Lineage: Eukaryota; Metazoa; Chordata; Amphibia; Anura; Pelobatidae.
AUGCCCCUGGCGCCAGAUACAGAGGGUCGCCACUGCGCCAGAAGAAGCACAGAGCUUCAAGAUGUCAAUCAAAAGAUGUCAACUGACCGGUCCCUCAUCCCACACCUGGUGCUCCCUCAUCUCAGCUAUAUGAGAGAGGCCCAUGUUGGAUUCAGGUAGGGCCCUGUGAGGAACUGACUCUGCUGGGUUUCGAACCCUGGUUUACAUGGUGCUAAACCUGUUCAUUACCAGUACACCAGCCUGCCUUUUGCAAAUUUACCUGAGAUCUGAUACCAUUGCUUGUAGAGUCAAGGUUAUCAGUGACAACUCACUUCAGCUGUGUCUAGUCAGGUGUCUGGUUCUUGGCCUAUAAAAGCCACUUCCUGUCUCUUUACCUUUGCCAGAUUAUUGUGGUUCCUGUACUCUCUAAUCCAGCGUGUUCCUGUUUCUCCUUCCUGUUGCUGAAUUUGGACUGUUUUGACUUUGCUGCUUCUCCUUCCCACUGACCUCGGCUUGCCUCACUACGAUUAUCAUCUUUCUGUUCCAGUCUCCCAUCUCUGCUUAAGACCAGAAGGCCACUCAAGGCUCAGGGGCUCAACCACCUGGGUAACGAGUGGCUACCUCUGGCAGAAAACAUUGCUGAUCUGGCUACUGGACUCCAAAACUUUGUAACAUCAAUAUCAUUACAGAAUAAUCUGGCCCAUUCAUGGAGACCGUCGGAUCAGAUUCUGCAUUGGCCCAGCAGGUUGCUUUUAAUGCAAGAACUAUGCAGACCCAGGCACAGACCAUUCAAGUGCUGCAGGAUCAGGUAGCUGAACUGCAAAAUGAAGUUCGAUCAAUGCAUAGUGAGCUUACCAGCUACAGGGCACAUGAUGUUGCGGCUGCUGCUACUACUACUGUUACACCUGCACAAGAUGCCCGCUUGCCUCUACCAGAAAAAUUUGGAGGAGACCGCAAAAAAUUCAGGGGUUUCCUAAAUCAAUGCCGUUUGCAUUUCAUGAUGUUACCUAACCGUUUUCCAUCUGAAAGAGAGAAGGUGGGAUUUAUUUUUUCCCUCUUCAAAGAUGAAGCCCUGGCCUGGGGCUCCCCUUUUCUGGAACAGGACAGUCCAAUCUUGGGAAAUUUAAAAGACUUUCUUGAGGCCAUGUGCCUAGUUUUUGAUGAUCCCAAUCGCUGUGCUACAGCAGAAGCCACUCUCCUUCAUUUACAUCAAGGGAGGCGCUCUGUGGCUGAAUAUGCUGCUGAAUUCAGACAGUGGGUUACUGAUACUACUUGGAACCAAUCAGCCCAGAGGUUCCACUUCAGAAGGGGUCUCUCAGAAGCUAUAAAAGAUGAGCUAGCUCGUGUUGAUCUUCCUGUUGAGUUUGAUGCAUUUGUGCGGUUGGCUAUCCGUAUUGAUCGGAGACUUUCAGAAAGAAGAUUGGAAAGACAGGGCUCUUUUAAACCAAGUGCUACUCCUACUUUCUAUUCAAGAAUUUCUACUCCGACCCCACAAACACCUACAGACUCUGAACCUGAGGCUAUGCAGGUAGAUCUAAUAAGAGGGCCAUUAUCCAAUGAAGAAAAACAGUGGCGACGCACUCACAACUUAUGCCUGUAUUGUGGUAGUGCAGGGCAUUAUGCCAUCAAUUGCCCUAACAAGUCUAAAAGAACAAUAGCUAUGACUGCUGAGGGUGCACAGAUUCAACACCAAUCCCAGAUUUCAGACCAACUGGAUUCUGUCACACAACCCUUGUUUUCUCUGGCUCAGGGUGAAGAAGGUAUGAUGACUCAACAUCCUCAUUUGGUGGUGCCUAUCACUUUGCAAUAUGGUAAUAAUACAAUUUCAACUACAGCUAUGAUAGAUUCCGGAGCAGGCGGAAACUUUAUGGACAUUAAAUUUGCAGCAGGAAAUAAAAUUCAGUCUAUCCCUAAAUCUUCACCUGUGUUAAUGGAAACAGUAGACGGUUCUCCACUUACGUCAGGCCCGGUUACACAUGAGACUGUGCCCUUAAAAUUGAUUCUGGAAGUGAAUCACCAUGAGUCUAUAUCUUUCCACCUAAUUUCCUCAACACAGUUUCCAGUGAUUUUGGGUAUACCCUGGCUUGCUCUGCAUAACCCACAGAUUGAUUGGAAGACUAGAACUUUGUCCUUUCCUUCAGAACACUGCUUAAUGAAUUGUCAACCCUCUAAGGCGACACCUGUUACCACAACAAUUAAUGAAAUGGUUGCUACAAACUUAACUAAGCUUCCGCUACAAUAUCAGGAUUUUGCAGAUGUCUGUGAUAAGAAGAAUGCUGAUCAGCUUCCACCUCACAGGCCUUAUGAUUGCCCCAUAGAGCUGCUACCUGGAGCUGCUAUCCCAUUUGGCCGUAUAUACUCCCUUUCUGAGCCUGAAUUGAAAGCCUUCGUGAAUACAUACAAGAAAAUCUUGCCAAAGGCUUUAUUCGACCAUCCACUUCUCCAGCAGGAGCUCCUAUAUUCUUUGUAGAAAAGAAAGAUGGCAGUCUACGACCAUGUGUCGAUUACAGGGACAUUAAUAAAAUCACUGUUAAAAACCGUUAUCCCUUGCCUCUCAUUCCUGAACUUCUGGAGAGACUUCGUUCAGCUAAAAUAUUUACGAAGCUUGAUCUACGGGGGGCAUAUAAUCUGGUUCGCAUAAGACCAAAUGAUGAAUGGAAAACAGCUUUCAGAACCAGGUACGGACAUUACGAAUAUCUAGUAAUGCCAUUUGGGCUUUGUAAUGCCCCUGCAACUUUUCAGCAUCUAAUCAAUGAUGUACUACGGGAUCUCCUGGAUCAGUUUGUUGUGGCAUAUUUGGAUGAUAUCCUGAUAUUUUCUGAUAAUCUUGAAAAUCACAGAAAACAGGUCUGCAUUGUUCUUGAGCGCCUUCGUACCCACCACCUAUACAUUAAACUGGAAAAAUGUGAGUUUGAACAAACAGAAAUUCAGUUCCUGGGGUAUGUAAUAACUCCUAAAGGUUUAAGUAUGGACGCAAGUAAAAUUAAAGCUGUGCUGGACUGGCCCAUCCCCAAGAAUGAAAAAGAUAUACAGAGAUUUGUGGGGUUUGCCAAUUUUUACAGGCGUUUCAUUAAGAAUUUCUCUGCCGUUAUUACACCGAUCACUGAACUUACACGUAAAGGGACUCCUUUUCAGUGGUCCAAUAAGGCUGACACUGCAUUUUCCAGAUUAAAGACUCUGUUUACAUCUGCCCCUAUCUUGGUACAUCCUCAGCCAGAAUUGCCAUUUACUGUAGAGGUAGAUGCUUCUGAUUCAGCUGUUGGGGCUAUACUAUCUCAAAGGACUGGACCUAAGAUGUUGUUACAUCCAUGUGCCUUCUAUUCCCUCCAGAUGUUACCAGCAGAAAGAAAUUAUGACAUAGGGAAUAAAGAACUUUUGGCUAUAAAAGCUGCCUUCACCGAAUGGAGACAUCUCUUGGAGGGAGCCACCCAUCCAAUUACUGUCCUCACAGAUCACAAAAAUCUGGAAUGUAUCCAAUCCGCUAAGAGACUGUCAGCCAGACAAGCACGCUGGUCCCUAUUCUUCUCAAGGUUUAAUUUUUUUAUUUCAUACCGCCCUGGUUCCAGAAAUGGCAAGGCGGAUGCCUUGUCUAGGAUAGCUGACCCCCUCCAUACUACAGUAACCAAGGCCACCAUCUUGCCGGAGAGCAGAUUUUUAGGAGUUACCUUUCCUUCUGAUCUAAUGUCUCGCAUUAUAAAGGGCUACUCUAAAGAUCCAGUUUUUCGUGAUCCUCCUCGUGAUCUUCAUAUGACCAUGCUUAAUGGGUUUUGGAUUUUUCAACAACGUCUGUUUGUUCCAGAAUCAGUGCGACUGGACGUUUUACGCCUCUACCAUGACUCUAAACCAACAGGUCAUCCAGGAAUCCGAAAGACACAAGAACUACUUACCCGAUCCUUUUGGUGGCCUAAAUAUUAUGAGGAUGUUAAGAAGUAUGUGUCCUCUUGUGAUGUAUGUGCCAGACAUAAGACUCCUCGCUCAUCCCCUGUUGGCUUGCUUCAGCCUCUUCCGAUUCCUCAUCGCCCCUGGGGAUCUAUAUCCAUGGACUUUAUUGUGGAACUACCUCCCUCUAAGGAACACACUACUAUUCUUGUUGUUGUGGACUGGUUAACCAAGAUGAGUCAUUUCAUACCAGCUCGUGGUCUCCCUUCAGCUAAACAGACUGCUGACCUUGUUAUUCGGGAAAUAUUUCGCUUGCAUGGAGUGCCUGAUGAAGUAAUUUCUGACAGGGGAGUGCAGUUUACAUCUCAUUUUUGGAAAUAUUUUUGUUCUAUUCUAGGUAUUAAUGUAAAUCUGUCUUCAGCUUUUCAUCCACAAAGUAAUGGAUAGACUGAGCGAACCAACCAGACUUUAGAACAAUAUUUGCGGUGCUAUAUUAGUUACCUGCAGGAUGACUGGCUGGAUUUUCUACCCACGGCGGAGUUUGCCUAUAACAAUGCCCAACACUGCUCCACUUCUCUGAGCCCAUUUUUUGCCAAUUAUGGUUACCAUCCAACCUUUCUAGUGAGUCUCCCAAUUACUACUCCCAUUCCUGCAGUCACUGACCGGCUAACCGCCUUACGAGAUUCCCAAGAACUGUUGAAGGAGACUCUUUCGGAGGCUCAGGAAUGUUACAAAAGAGCUGCUGAUAGGCACAGAAAGGAGGCCCCAGUUUAUCAUGUUGGUGACAAGGUUUGGCUGUCAACAAAGAAUCUUAAGCUUAGGAUUCCUUCUCAUAAAUUGGGUCAAAAGUUCAUGGGACCUUUUAAGAUAAUUGCUCAGAUCAAUGCAGUCACCUUCCGUCUGCAACUUCCGGAUUCCAUGAAAAUACAUCCGGUGUUUCACGUGGCACUGCUUAAACCUUUUCAUGAAAAUACUUUCCCUGGUCGAGCCUUGCCUGCCCCACCACCAGUCCUCGUGGAUGGUGAAGAUGAAUACGAGGUGGAAAAAAUUCUUGACUCCAGGAUCUUCCGCAACAAGCUUCAAUACUUGGUUCAUUGGAAAGGCUAUGGUGAGGAGGAUAGAUCAUGGGAACCAGUGGACAAUAUUCAUGCUCCUGAUCUUCUUCAGUCUUUCCAUGCACAGUACCCUGCUAAACCAGGAAAUAGGGCAUCCAGAGGCUGCGCCUGUAGAGGUGGAGGUAAUGUGAGGAACUGACUCUGCUGGGUUUCGAACCCUGGUUUACAUGGUGCUAAACCUUUUCAUUACCAGUACACCAGCCUGCCUUUUGCAAAUUUACCUGAGAUCUGAUACCAUUGCUUGUAGAGUCAAGGUUAUCAGUGACAACUCACUUCAGCUGUGUCUAGUCAGGUGUCUGGUUCUUGGCCUAUAAAAGCCACUUCCUGUCUCUGUACCUUUGCCAGAUUAUUGUGGUUCCUGUACUCUCUAAUCCAGCGUGUUCCUGUUUCUCCUUCCUGUUGCUGAAUUUGGACUGUUUUGACUUUGCUGCUUCUCCUUCCCACUGACCUCGGCUUGCCUCACUACGAUUAUCAUCUUUCUGUUCCAGUCUCCCAUCUCUGCUUAAGACCAGAAGGCCACUCAAGGCUCAGGGGCUCAACCACCUGGGUAACGAGUGGCUACCUCUGGCAGAAAACAUUGCUGAUUUGGCUACUGGACUCCAAAACUUUGUAACAUCAAUAUCAUUACAGGCCCUGUUGUUCACUGGAACGUCUUAAAUUCCUGCAAGAUGUUUCAGCGCACAUCAGUUGGUCAGUAAGGAAAGCAGAACUCCCACCCCCUUCUGAAGCUGAAUCACUGCUGCUGUGUACAGACACGUAAGAGUGCAGAGGGUGGAAGAGAAUGGGAUAGUGAGGAUGGGAGGAGGGAAUUGGGUAAUGAGCAUGGGAGUAAUUGCCCAGCACAUGAAGCUGGGAACUCACUAAACCCAGUGCGUACCAGCAGGCUGCGGAUGAUAGUAAUGUGAUUACCACACUCCUAUCUUUCAAAGACGCACAAUCACUAAUAGCGAUCGCGUCUCUUUAAAACAAGGUAGCAGCGGGUAGACACACUGAUCCCAAUCUGCACCGGCUGUCUGGACACGAGCACUUCUAUCAUUUAAAGCGUGUGAUUAAUAAAAGCAAUUGCUUUGGAAGACGCUGUCGCUGCGAGGAGAUCCAGGAGACCUGGUGAAAGAAUGUCUAGCUUCACAGUGUAUCCCAAACUCUUUAAGUGUGGAUGGAAAGUUGCCAUAGGACCUGCUUGCAGUAAAUAAAGGGUACAUUUUUUUUUUCCACUUCGUCAUGUUUAGAUCAUAUAUUUAAACAUUUUGAGGUGUGAAAUAUCCCAAGAUGCAAAACCACAUAAACCUGAGGAAAACAAGAAAGGCAGACUGUGAGCUGGUCAUUUAUUCAAUUGGGGAGUAAUGCCACACAGAAAUAUAUGAAUAUAUUGUGACAAGCAACGCUUACCCUGGACGUUUGCCACAAACUCCUGGAGGAGUGUGAAAGCUGGCCUCCUGCCCACCGAUUAUGGGACUUAUACAAUAUGACCAACUCAACUCAAUAUUUUCCCUUCAUUUGGCAAGACACUUCUCCAGUUCGGCAGUUACACUCUACCUAACACCAAUAACCCCCUGGAUCAUUAACUACAAAGAAACCACAGACUUAAUUGCUCACCCUGUGCUGGAGAAAAUGGCAGCCAUCUUGUCGCACGAAUGCAGGAAGCGGGACUUGGUUGUCGAGUGUCUGGAACUAUAAGUCAGAGUUUUUUUGCAGUAAACACUGUCUAGGGAUAGCUCCACUGGCCACUCCUCAGAUGGCUGCUAGAGGUGCUUCCUGGGGCAGUGCUGCACAUUGUGCAGAACUGAUAGUCAGUGUGUCCACCCUCUGCAUGGGGAAGCAGAACUUUCCUCAUAGAGAUACAUUGAUUCUAUGCAUCUCUAUAAUGAGAUGCUGAUUGGCCAAGGCUGUGUUUGGCUUGUGCUGCCUCUGCCCCUGAUUUGCCUCCUUGACAGUCUCAGACAAUCCUAUGGAAAAGCAUUGUGAUUGGCUCAGAGAAUCACUUUGAUGAUGUCAGCCAAACAGGCAGAUCAGGGGCAGAGCCAGCAGCAGCAGAAUGGAAUACAGGCAUUACUAUAUUAAGGGAGGCAAGGGGGUGGGGGGGGGGACGACAACUGUUGGCUAGAUGGUGGUUUUAACACUAUAAGGUCAGUAAUACAUGUUUGUGUUCCUGACCCUAUAAUGUUCCUUAAAAAAGGAAAAACAUACUGUCCGUGAUCUGAAUACCUUUUAGAAACGUCUGUGUGUUUACAUAUUUUAACUGUUUAAAUUCUGGCCUGCACACAUAACAUGGUUUUAGAGGGAACACUGCACACUCGGCCCUCAUCAGACAGAGCUUCCCACAAAUCCCACAUAGGGAGUUCAGAAAGGUUCCAGUCAGUUAAGAAAGGUUUAAUUGAUUUGGCUACAAAUUAUCACUGAUAACGGGACUAUUCACUAAAAUGGUGAAUUAAUCUAAAUAAUACUUCAAAGCAGAACAGCCCAUGAAGUUCUGGUCCACUUCUUUGCUCUGCUAGCCCAUUCCUUGCUCCACUCCAUUCUUAAUUCACUAGUCACCCAACUAGACCCAACAAUAUUUUUCUAAUUAUAAAAAUCCAGUCCUUAUGGUUUAUGAUUAAUACAGUGAGGGGAAAAAGUAUUUGAUCCCCUGCUGAUUUUGAACUUUUACCCACUGACAAAGAAAUGAUCAGUCUAUUAUUUUAAUGGUUGAUGUAUUUUAACAGUGAGAGACAGAAUAACAAAAAAAAAAAUAUAUAUAUAUAUAUAUAAAUCCAGAAAAACGCAUGUAAAAAAUAUAUGUAAAUUGAUUUGCAUGUCAAUGAGUGAAAUAAGUAUUUGAUCCCCUAUCAUUAGGAUUUCUGGCUCCCAGGUGACUUUUAUACAGGUAACGAGCUGAGAUUAAUAGCACUCUCUUAAAGGGAGUAUUCCUAAUCUCAGCUUGUUACCUGAAUAAAAGACACCUGUCCACAGAAGCAAUCAAUCAGAUUCCAAACUCUCCACCAUGGCCUUGUCAGGGGUGGUGGUAUGGAAACUGGGACCCCUGAGUGCAUGAUGAUAAGUGGGAGUCUUCAGCAUGGAAGUGGAUUAUCAGGGCCUGGUACAGGGCAACCGCACGCCCCCUGGUGUUGAGCACCAGCGUUUGUGCAGCCACAUACCAGAACCCUGAUGCAGUUUAUGCGGAUCCCAGGAACUAGGAGCUUGGAAUUAAGCAGACCUCCCAGGAGCUGAAUAGGGAGGCUGUGCAGCAGGAGUGUAUCCAGUACUGAAGCAAGGCAAGACUAGAGAUAGGCACCAUACAUGAAAACAAGACUAAACUAGGAGAGCCCAGAACCAGAGAAGGAUAGGAAGCUAAACCCAGAACACGUACACAAUACAGAAGGGAACAUUAACUAAACAGGGACAGGACAGGACUGUACAUGGACUGGGGUAACAAAAUAAAAGACAAGAUAUAAUCAGGGCCGGACUGGCCCACCGGGAUACCGGGAAAUUUCCCGGUGGGCCGCGGCACCAGGGGGCCGGCCGCGUUCCUGGGCCGGUCCUUUAAAAUACUGCAGCCGCCCGAGCGCUCUGUUAAGAGCCUCAGGCGGCUGCAGCUUCUCCCCUCCCUCCCCUGUAGCGUGGCCGAGCUGCACUCCGGUCCGCGGUGGCCGGCCGUCCGGAGUGAUAGGAAGGGGCACACUGAGUGUGCACUUCCUGUCAGUCCGGCCGGUGACAGGAAACAGAAACCCCGCGCGGAACAGGAGUUUCUGUUUCCUGUAACCGGCCGGACUGACAGGAAGUGCACACUCAGUGUGCACCUUCCUAUCACUCCGGCCGGCCACCGCGGACCGGAGUGCAGCUCGGCCACGCUACAGGGGAGGGGGUAAGAAGAGAGGGAGGAGGGGGGGUAAGAAGAGAGGGAGGAGGGGGGUAAGAAGAGAGGGGAGGAGGGGGGUGAAGAAGAGAGGGGGGGGUAAGAAGAGAGGGAGUGAGGGGGGGGUAAGAAGAGAGGGAGGAGGGGGGGGUUAAGAAGAGAGGAGGAGGGGGUAAGAAGAGAGGGAGGAGGGGGAAUAAAAGAGGGGGGGAAUAAGAUGAGGGGAGGGGGGGAAUAAGAUGAGGGAGGGGAAUAAGAAGAGGGGAGGGGGGAAUAAGAAGAGGGGAGGGAGGGGAAUAAGAAGAGGGGAGGGAGGGGAAUAAGAAGAGGGGAGGGGGGAUAAGAUGGGGGGGAAUAAAAAGAGGGGAGGAAUAAGAAGAGGGGAGGGAGGGGAAUAAGAAGAGGGGAGGGAGGAAUAAGAAGAAGGGGCAGCUCUAUAGGACAGGGGCCAAGACAGGGAGCUCUUUCACACUACGCGCGCACACACACACAAUGCAUCCCUAUACAUACACAGAAACACAACAUGCUUCCCUUACACACAGAGAAACACACAAUGCAUCCAUUACACACACACACACACAUGCAACCCUUACACACAAAGACAAUGCAUCCUUUGCACACAUACACAGAAACAGACAAUGCAAACCCGUACACACGCAUGCAAACACACACACUUCUUUUCUUACAUACACACAGAAACACAAUGCAUCUCAUGCACACACAUACAGACACACACCUUGCAUCCCUUAUGCAUACAAACACAGAUUCACACAAAGCAUCCCUUACACACAACCAGAAACACAUAAUACAUCCCUUAUACACAAAUACACACUGCUUCCACUACACACAAACACACUGCAUCACCUGCACAAACUGGUAACCCUAAACACUACAUACCAUAAGCACACAUAUUAGAUCCUCUACAAUAACACAUAACACAUCCCCUACACACUCCACUCCCUGUGAGCGAACUCAUGGGUGGGUGGAACUUAUGAGUGGGCCUUAUGGGCAUACUCACCGUCAGGCCCUGGGGCCCAGACCUUGAGCUGUGUAAGGGGCCCCAAAAAAUUGAGCUGCUUCCAAUUCUCCCAGAACAUUGAAUUUUGUGACCACAGUUGCAAACAGCCUCCAGAGAUCCUGUUCUACACCAGACCAGUGGAGCCAAACUGCAGCCCAUCAUCAUCCUCAUCUGCUUGUAAGUAGGCAAUCUAGUAUAUUAUUAGUGACACUAAUCUAUAAUUUACCUCACAUUAAAGGGACACUAUAGCUUAAUGAAGUGGUUCUGGUGUCUAUAGCUGGUCCCUGCAGGCUUUUUAAUGUAAACACACACUGUGUGCAGCACUGGCGUUAGUUCAUAUGGCAGAUCAUAUGGGUGGGGCAUUGUGAUGUGACAUGUGGGGGCAGCAAAUUUUUAUUUUGUCUAGGGCGGCAAAAAUCCUUGCACCGGCUCUGAUCCUGGGCAGGUGCACCAGUCUACUUGACUGGUUUUGCCCCCCAGGCCUAAGGCUGCCAGCCCUCCCCUGGCCGCUGGGGAGGUCUUUUGGCGGCCGCUGGCGGACUUGUCCUGGCGGCCGCUGAGGGAGCUGCGCGAGCUGCGCUGGCUCUGCUCCCCAGCACGCAGCUGAAUGAGACCGGCGCCGGAAUAUGACGUCAUAUUCCGGCGCCAGUCUCAUUCAGCAGCGCGCGAGGGCGGGAGGUCACUAACACAGGAAGCACCUCUAGUGACCGUCUGAGUGACUGUCACUAGCAAUGUCACUUUGAAGCAAUGUAAACACUGCCUUUUCUCUGAAAAGUCAGUGUUUACGUUGAAAAGCCUGUAGCGACAUGCUAUAGACACCAGUACCACCACAUUAAGCUGUGUGUGCGUCUGCUAGUGAGUGAGCUUGCUUGCAUGCGUGUGCCUGCUAGUGAGUGAGCUUGUGUUUUUAUGUCAAUGAGCUGAUGUAUAUCAGUAAGAUUGUUUGUCUAUGAGGCUGUGUAUCAAUGAGCUUGUGUGUGUCACUGACAAUUGCCUGUGUCUGCAUGUGCGUAUGCUUACUGUAUAAUUAAACGUUUUACCCUGAAAGGACCAAUAUUUUAUAUUAGAAAAAGCAAUAUAUAUAUAUUUUUAUAUAUAUAUAUAUUACUCAAUUAUCUGUCCUGGCAAGACAUAGCCUUACAUAUUACACGCGACAAUAUAUGGCACAGUGACUUAUGGGGCUGGCACAAAUUUUUUUUCCAGGGCUGCUUUGUAUGCCCAGUCCAGCCCUGGAUAUAAUAGGCAAAACAAGAGGAGACAUAACUAAGCACUAUAUAUGAAAAGUAUGGGGAUUUAGUUACAUUAUAUGAUCAUACAUUGCAUAAGCCUGCCACAACGCCAAUGUACCCCAUAUCUGGCAGGUCCUACACUGCCUAAUGUAUACUAAAAGAACCAUAAGAAACACAUAUAUAGCACUUACCUGCAAGAAAGGGCAGAGACUUGAAACACUGCUGCAGGUCCAGACUGAAACAAAAGGAAAGUGGAAAACAAACAGGUGUGGCAACAUAAAACAAACAUUUAAAGGAAACCUGGACACUGGGAAUUCCAGGGACGGAUUACAGGAAUGAACCCAGCAUAAAGAAAACCAGACAUAGAAUAGAAAACCAAAAAAACCAAGAAAAACUAAACAAGAAAGGUAAAAAGAGUACUGGAUACCAGAAGUCAAAGCCAGACAUCUCCGCAGAACAUGGCAUGAUGUGACAGGCCAAGACCAAAGAGCUGUCCAAGGAUGUCAGGGACAAGAUUGUAGACCUACACAAGGCUAGAAUGGGCUACAAGACCAUCGCCAAGCAGCUUGGUGAGGUGACAACAGUUGGUGCGAUUAUUCACAAAUGGAAGAAACACAAAAAAUAACUGUAAGUCUUCUUCGGUCUAGUGCUCCAUGCAAGAUCUCACCUUGUGGAGUUUCAAUGAUCAUGAGAACGGUGAGGAAUCAGCCCAGAACUACACGGGAGGAUCUUGUUAAUGAUCUCAAGGCAGCUGGGUCCAUCUGCUCAAGAAAGUCCAUGUACAGGCCUGUCUGAAGUUUGCCAAUGAAGAUCUGAAUGAUUCAGAGGAAAACUAGGUGAAAGUGUUGUGGUCAGAUGAGACCAAAAUCAAGCUCUCUGGCAUCAACUCAACUUGCCAUGUUUGGAGAAGGAGCAAUGCUGCCUAUGACCCCAAGAACACCAUCCCCACCAUCAAACAUUGUUAGAGUAUUUAUAUCGGCAGACAUCUUGUGCUAUGAUAGAAAUUAAAAGUGUAUAUGCUGAGUCACUUUUGAACAGAGCAGACUCCAUUUUGUUUUUUCCAAGCUAACAAAAGACACAAGAUUUCUAUCUGUAAAACUAACCACUUUCCCAGAGCUAAAGGAAUGCAUAGUAUAUACAAACCAAGUGAUAAGGAGAACGGGGGUUGGACAGACUGUCUAAAAUGUUAAUGGAAUAGAUGCAUAUCUAAACACAGACAUUUGUGACAGAGGAGAUUAAAUAAUAAAAUUUUACUUUCUAUAUGUACAAGGUCCCAUUGUAAGUUACGGGUCAAAACUCAGAAUUUGCCAGACACAUAGUCAGUUGAGAAAAAGGAUAAAUUAGUCAUUUAUUACACGUGAGUUUACAGAGGAAGAGGUUCUAUUUCAACUGUCAAAAGUAAAGACAAAUAAGUCAAUGGGACCUGAUGGAAUACACCCAAAGCUAUUAAAGGAGCUUAGUGGUGUACUAGCAAAACCAUUAACAGAUUUAUUUAACCAAUCAUUAACAGGAGUAGUCCCAGAAGAUUGGAAGUUAGCGAAUGUUGUGCCCAUUUACAAGAAAGGUAAUAGGGAGGAGUCGGGCAACUAUAGGCCAGUAAGCCUUACUUCAGUAGUGGGGAAAGUGAUGGAAACCAUGUUAAAGGAUAGGAUUGAUGAACACCUAAAAACACAUGGAUUUCAAGAUCAGAGACAACAUGGGUUUACUUCAGGGAGAUCAUGCCAAACUAAUCUUAUUGAUUUUUUUGAUUGGUAACUAAAAUUAUAGAUCAGGGUGGUGCAGUAGACAUUGCUUACCUAGAUUUCAGUAAGGCUUUUGACACUGUUACACAUAGGAGGCUUAUCAAUAAACUGCAAUCUUUAAGUUUGGAUUCCAAUAUUGUUGAAUGGGUAAGGCAGUGGCUGAGUGACAGGCAACAGAGGGUUGUAGUUAAUGGAAUAUAUUUGAAGCUUGGACUUGUCACCAGUGGGGUACCUCAGGGAUCUGUACAUGGACCCAUUCUCUUUAACAUUUUUAUUAGUGAUAUUGCAGAAGUUCUUGAUGGUAAGGUAUGUCUUUUUGCUGAUGAUACUAAGAUAUGUAACAGGAUUAAUGUUCAGGAGGGAUAAGCCAAAUGACAAAUGAUUUAGGUAAACUAGAAAAAUGGUCAGAAUUGUGGCAACUGACAUUUAAUGUGGAUAAGUGCAAGAUAAUGCAUCUUGGACGUAAAAACCCAAGGGCAGGGUACAGAAUAUUUGAUAGAGUCCUAACCUCAACAUAUGAGGAAAGGGAUUUAGGGGUGAUUAUUUCUGAUGACUUAAAGGUAGGCAGACAAUUUAAUAGAGCAGCAGGAAAUGCUAGCAGAAUGCUUGGUUGUAUAGGGAGGAGGUAUUAGCAGUAGAAGAGGGAAGUGCUUUCAUGCCAUUAUACAGAACACUGGUGAGACCUCACUUAGCAGGUAUUGGCACACAGUACUGGAACCCGUAUCUUCAGAGGAUAUUGUUAUUACCUUAGAGAGGGGUUCAAGAGGGCUACUAAACUGGUUCAUGGAUUCUUGGGAUAAAACUUACCAGGAAGGAAGGUUAAAGGAUCUUAACAUGUAUAGCUUAGGAGGAAAAGAAAUGAGACAGGGGAUAUGAUAAACAUUUAAAUAUAUAAAGGAAUCCAACCUGAUAAAAGGAGGGAGACUAUAUGUUUUAAAGAAGAAAAACUACAACAAGAGGACAUAGUCUUAAAUUAGAGGGGCAAAGGUUUAAAACUAAUAUCAGGAAGUAUUACUUUACUGAGAGGGUAGUGGAUGCAUGGAAUAGCCUUCCAGCUGGAGUGGUAGAGGUUAACACAGUAAAGGAGUUUAAGCAUGCGUGGGAUAGGCAUAAGGCUAUCCUAACUAUAAGAUAAGGCUAGGGACUAAUGAAGGUUUUAAAUAGAUAGUCUGCCGUCACAUUCUAUGUUUCUAUGUUUCUAUGUUUAUAUAUGUAAUUGUUUCUAUCAUAUCCCCCCUGUCUCGUCUUUCCUCCAAGCUAUACAUGUUAAGAUCCUUUAACCUUUCCUGGUAAGUUUUAUCCCGCAAUCCAUGAACCAGUUUAGUAGCCCUUCUCUGAACUCUCUAAAGUAUCAAUAUCCUUCUGAAGAUACGGUCUACCAGUACUGUGUACAAUACUCCAAGUGAGGUCUCACCAGUGUUCUGUACAAUGGCAUGAGCACUUCCCUCUUUCUACUGCUGAUACCUCUCCCUAUACAACCAAGCAUUCUGCUAGCAUUUCCUGCUGCUCUAUUACAUUGUCUGCCUACCUUUAAGUCAUCAGAAAUAACCACCCCUAAAUCCCUUUCCUCACAUGUUGAGUUUAGGACUCCGCCCUUGGGUUUUUAUGUCCAAGAUGCAUUAUCUUGCACUUAUCCACAUUAAAUGUCAGUUGCCACAACUCUGAUAUGGGUCUUUACAGUCGCUGACCUGGCCCAUAGUCGGUGGGCAAGAGGCCAGCUCCCACACUCCUCCAGGAGUCCGUGGCAAACGUCUGUGGAAAGUGGCGUUUAUCACAGUCAAGUAGAGUAUGAUUGUCUUCACUGUAUACCUCAACCCUACAAACUCAGUAUAUGCAUUAUAGACAGCAGCUUAGCCGAUUUAAUUUCAACCUGUUGCAGACUAUUGGUUCACUAUGUUUCCAGUUACACUGAAUCAUUUACACUUUGAACGUUGUCUUAUGCUUUAUAAUCAGUGACAUUAGAGGAUAUGUACUCACAUCCCGAACAUUACACUCCACUGGUAGAAAACUCCUACCGGUUACAACCUCAUCUUCCCGAAUCUGAAACUGAAGAACAAGAUGGCUGAUAUCAUUUCCCAUGUUUUCUGCUUGUCAGGAGCAAAUCGUAACGACUGUUUCAUGAUGUUUGUAUAAUAAAUUGUCAGUGAUGCAUUGUGCGUGCUUGUGGGAGCAGAAGAUCCAUUUCAAGAAUCUUUCACAAAGAAAACGUCAUUUCAAGUACACCGCUUAAUAACCGUAUGUCAGGGGCUGUCAAGAAUAUUGAAAUAUAUCUGUAACUGAAACAAAUGACUAAAACUAUAGGCAGCAGGUAAUAGCUACAGAACAAUAAACAGGUGCAGGACUAAAGGAGUGAAACCGCCGCUUAGUAGAGCUUCCCUUUUCAGGGAUACAGGCACGACUACUUUAGAACCCUAAACUCCCGAACUGGAACCAGGGGAAUGCUCCUAACUCCCGAACAGCGUACCAGUAAUACUUCAAACUCCCGAACAGUAAUUCCACGAAUCGCUGCUAACAGACGAACAGACACAGCAUCCAAGUGGCUCACAUUCCCAGCAGUCAGUCUCUAUCCGUGUAUAGUAAAUCCACCCCCAAUCACGAGACCAAGCUCCGCAUUGAGGGUAAAACAAGAUCUGGCUUUAAUGAAGGCUACCUGCCCGUAUUUAUGCAGGUCUCCUACUUGGUGGACACUCCCCUAGGGGACCAAAUGGGAGACUGUAACAAAGGACAGACAGGUUUCAGAUCAGGACACACAGUCACAAUACAUCCCCACAAUGCACCCUGGCUUCCUCCUCUCUGCCCUGGAGAUAAUUGAGAAGUAAUUCAAUUAUCUCCCAAGACAAAGGGAAAUCGCCAUUAUACACGUGGGGACACCAGAAUAGAAAUUACUGUUAAAAUAUACAGUGUCACAAAUGUCACAAUAAAUACAGACAUAUAACAUACCCCUCAGGUCUGAGCGCACAUUAUUAGGUGAAUGGCGCUCAGACCACGCAAAUACAGUUUAAUCGCCAUGGAGCCAAAGUCUUUAAUUCCACGAACAGGCUCCAUGGCAUGCUAUCUGGGUACCCUCACAUGUAAUACAGUAUAAGACAUAAAGUCCCGAAUGCUCCGCUGUUCGGUUCAAGAACGGAGCUGAAGACCCGUAGGCUGGUAGUUCAGCGGUGCUUGGGAGGAAAAGUGCGCGCUUUUGGUGUACUGAUGCUGGGCAUAGCACUGCUGGCUGUCCGGGGGAGCUUCCAUAACACCGCCACCGUGUGGCGGCUAUGUGUAACCGCGACCACCCAGUAACAGUUAAUUAAGCUGCGGUUACCCGCAGAUACUGGGUGGUCAAUUGACUACACACGCCAGCUUCCCGGUGGUCGCGUAUUCGGUAGUCUUUCGGGAAACAAUACGGGGAAACAGGGUGUGACAGAACCAUCUGUCUACUUAUUUCAGGUGGAUUCGUCUAUUUCUGCCCCCUUUCGUGUAAACGGCUGUUUCUAUAGCCCAGCCAUACGAAUGACUGUUUUUCCCGAACAAACCUACCGAACGGACGGCCACCCAAGAGAGAAGUGUGCUGCUGGUUAACCUAUUGAUCCCAAUUAGAACGUUGUGGUUAACCGCAGACACUUCUCAAUUAAACCAAAUUCAGGGUGGUCGUCGUUCGUAUGUUGACCACGAGGCAGCGGCCAUUUUAAACCACGCGAAAGCCCAGCGGUGUUUGGCUCUAUUUCUAUGGAACUAAAAACUGACACUUUUUCUGCCGAACACCGCUGAAACAACGGAACGCCUGGCUGCCUCCACGAAAGCAUACGAAUACCGGCCGUUCGGGAGCUUUGAAGCAUACGAAAGGACUUAACCCAGAUAGCCUUCCCAUGGAGUCAUUCGUAUACCGAAAGACUGUAAGAACUUUGACUCCAUGGCGAUUGAACUAUGUGUGGGAUCUGAGCGCUAUUCGCUAAUAAUAUGCACUCAGAUCCAGGCUAUCUGGGGAUAUGUGAUACGAAUGGGAAAUGUUCAGUUAUUUCAAAGUUAUGUAUUUUUAUGUCUUUUAUGAUUUUAUAUUUAAAAUGGCGACUGGCUUUGUCCUGGAGAUAAUUGAGUUACUUGGUAAUUAUCUCCAGGGCAGAGGGGAGGGAAUCAUAGUGCAUUGUGGGUAAAAACUGUGACUGUGUGUCUGGAAUGUCCCCAUAUCUGUCUGUCAUUUAAGUCUCCCAUUUGGUCCCCUAGGGGAGUGUCCACCAAGUGGGAGACCUGCAUAAAUGCGGGCAGGUAGCCCACAGUAAAGCCAGAUCCUGUUUGACCCUCAAUGCGGAGCUUCUGUCUCGUUACUGGGGGGAUUUCUUCUUCACGUUUAGAGACUGCUGGAUGGAAAUGAAAGCCGCUUGGUGGAUGUUAUUGUUCGGCAGCUAGCAGCAGUUCGUGUAUUGCCGUUCGGGAGUUUGGAGCCGUUCACGGAUCCCGGUCGGGAGAUUGCCGCUUCCCCUGCAUUUGGUUCGUGCACUACAGGUUAGGCGAACGGAGUUACUGAUAUUGCAGACGGGGAAGGUCUACUAAACGGAGGUUUUGCCUAAAGACACUGGAGGUGUCUUAACACAGGGGGACUGUACGGGCAAAGAAAUAACCGAACAAACAGACGAAUGGAGGGAGGAGAAACAUAAUCCAAAGACAGACGGUUCUGUCACAGUGUACAUAUGAGAUGGGAACAGAGAAGCUCCAAUGGCCAAAAGAAACACUGUAAGUACCAUAACUACUACUUCUCAUUGGAGUUCCCUGCCGCUGUCCCACCGUCCAGUGUUAAACCAUUUUCAAUCAGUUUAAUACUGAAUGAGGGUCCCAGUUCACCCAUAGCUUUGCUUUAAUCUGAAUUGCAACGUAAAGGCUACAAUAGCCGAGCUGUGUAACUGUAGAAGAGUUGGAAAAUUUCUACAUAUCGGCUAAUUUAGUCUGACAUUUGUCAUUUAGGUUUCUUCUUACUGCAGCUCUUAUAUUGGUAAAUAAACUCUAUAAAUAUCAGACUGGCAGAAAACUCCAGGCAUGGAGUGGAUGGUGUUGCCAGUUCUGGAGUGAGAGCUGUGCGGAAUGGGCACUCUUCAGUGAAAUGUUACAAAAGACGUUGAAGCUGUCCAUGAAAGGGAACACUAGAAUGGCAGCAAUACCAAAAAUACCAACAAUACUUUAAGGAGGAUUGUUCAACGACAAUGCAAGGGAUACAAAGGAAACCAGUGUAAAUCUCAUUCCUCCCAACAAGAAAUAUGUACGAAAGGACAUGUCAGCUACAGACGCCAUGGUAGUGAUAUGGGGUGUCUCUUUUCCCAUAAAAAAUACGUUAGGUCUGCACACGUGCAAGCCAAGCUGAAAGCCUACUUCUUGCUAAUUGACCAUAUUUAUAUUCUUGCAAUGGUAAUUAUUUUAAUUACAGAACAAACACAGUCAGUCUGUAUAGAUGCACUUUGUCUCUGUACAUGCAGCUUACCAUCUAAGUCCCUCUAACUAGUCUUCAUAUCCAUGGCUAAACACUCUUCUGUUCUGUUUUAAGUGCUGGGUGUGCUGUGUCCCUGUCCCCUUAACUCAGCAGUGUAAAAACGACCAAGCAGUUUCAGAGAAAAUGUAAUGUUUACAUUGCAGGGCUGAGACAGCCUCUAAUGGUUAUCUUCCAGACACUAAAGGUGCUUCCUGGUCUCUAACCGAGUUAACCGUCUUCAAAUUCCCCAUAAGAAAGCAUUAAUUCAAUGGCUAUUCAAUGGGGUAUUCUGGAUAUUGGGCUAUUCUGGUAUUCUGGAUAAUGGGGUAUUCUGGUAUUCUGGAUACUGGGCUACUCUGGUAUUCUAUAUAAUGGGGUAUUCUGGAUAUUGGGCUACUCUGGUAUUCUAUAUAAUGGGGAAUUCUGGAUAUUGGGGUAUUCUGGUAUUUUGGAUAUAUGGGUAUUCUGGAUGAUGGGGUAUUCUGGUAUUCUGGAUAUUGGGGUAUUCUGAUAUUCUGGAUAAUGGGGUUGUUAAGACACCCCUGGUGUCUUUAAGGGAAACCACCGCUUAGUUAACCUUCCCCUUUCGCAAUAUCAAUAACUCCGUUCGCAUAGACUGCGGUAUACGAACCACCAUCAGGGGAAGUGGUAAUCUCCUGAACGGCAUCCGUAAGAGGCUCCAAACUCCCGAACAGAAAUCCACGAAUCUCCGCUAGCCGCCGAACAAGUAUAUCCACAAAGCGGCUUUCGGCUCCAGCAAUCAGUCUCUAGUCGUCGGUAAUAAAUCCCCCCAAUAACGAGACCAAGCUCCGCAUUGCGGGUCAAACAGGAUCUGGCUUUACUGUGGGCUACCCACCCGUAUUUAUGCAGGUCUCCCACUUGGUGGACAGCCCCCCAAGGGGACCAAAUGGGACACUAUAAUGACAGAUGGACAUGGGGACAUUUCGGACAUACAGAUACAAACUUCCCACAAUGCAGUAUGGUUUCCUCCCUUCUGCCCUGGAGAUAAUUGAGAAGUAAUUCAAUUAUCUCCAGGACAAAGACAAAUCGCCAUCUUAAAUAAAAUACCAGAAAACACACAAAAAUAUAUAAUUUCACAACCACCGAACACUCUGCAUUCGUAUCACAUAUCCCCAGAUAGCCUGGAUCUGAGUGCAUAUUAUUAGCGAAUAGCGCUCAGAUCCUAUAUGCAUAGUUCAAUCGCCAUGGAGUCAAAGUUCUUACAGUCUUUCGGUAUGCGAUUGACUCCAUGGGAAGGCUAUCUGGGUUAAGUCUUUUUGUGUGAUUCCAAACUCCCGAACGGCCGGUGUUCGCAUGCUUUCGUUGAUGGAGCAGGGCGACCCGUUGUUUCAGCGGUGUUUGGCAUUUUCCAUGAAAUCAAUGCCAAACACCGCUGGUCUUUCGUGCGAUCUAAAAUGGCCGCUGCCUCGUGGUCAACAUGCGAACGACGGCCACCCUGUAUUCGGUUUUAAUUGAGAAGUGUCUGCGGUUAACCACAACGUUCUAAUUGGGAUCAAGAGGUUAACCAGCAGCACACUUCUAUCCUGGGUGGCCAUCCGUUCGGUAGGUUUAUUCGGUAAAAAGGUUCAUUUGUAUGCAUGGGCUAUGGAAACAGCCGUUUACACGAAAGGAGGGCAAAAUAGACGAAUCCAUCAUGAAUAGGCAUACAGAUGGUUCUUUCACACGGCUCCCUUCAGACCCGGCUUGACCCUUUGGCGGGUCAACUUGGGGAUGACCGGACUAGGAGGCGGUGGGGAUGUCAGUUUGCCGGGACAAUCCAUCUGCAUUCCCGUUCUGCUUACCGGGUCGGUAGCUGGUGAAGUUAUAUGGUUGUAGCGCCAAACUCCACCUCAGUAGUCUACCAUUGUCUCCUAAGACCCGGUUAAGCCAGACGAGAGGAUUAUGGUCAGUCACAAGGGAAAACUCUUGCCCGUAUAAGUAGGGACUUAACCAGGGCCAAACACUACUUCUCCACUGCCACAUAACUCACUUCUCUGGGUAGUAACUUUCUCUGGGUAGUAACUUUCGGCUGAGAUAUGCGACAGGGUGCUCUCCUCCAUCUUCCCCGACUGGCUCAGCACAGCCCCCAGUCCAUACAUGGAAGCAUCUGUAUGGACGAGAAAGCGCUUGUUAGGAACUGGGGCAGCCAAGACAGGGGCAUUCACAAGAGCCUGUUUUAGUGCUUGGAACUCAGCUUCACAAGCUGGAGACCACAGGACCUGCUUAGGCAAGUUCUUCUUUGUCAGGUCGGUCAGGGGCUUAGCAAUAGUGCUGUAGUCAGGGACAAAAUGUCGGUAAUACCCUGCCGUCCCCAAGAAGGCUGUGGCAAACCCUGUCACUAAGAUACUAACUUUUCUUUGCGAAUGAACGCUGGAGUUAUAAUAGUCGUAUGUGUGCAAAGGCAGAGACUCGGUGCACGAACGGACUGUACUAUCAUCCAUGUGAAUGCUCUGAAACUACCGAACGAGGGAUCACCCCGGUGUGGUCGUGUGCCUCCUAUUAACAAAAGCAACAAUGUUGCGAAGUGUGUUAAGUGCGAGUGCGUGUGUCGCCGCCAUUUCACCUACCGAACACGUGGCGGCGGCCAUCUUACGCACGAACAGCGGUACUUGGUCGUCGAACGCCUGGAACUCAAAGUACCGCUAAGACCUCCAGCACGCUCAAAAGGCAUGAAUCAACUACACGAACACCUCAGCAUUCGAUAUGUGGAAUCCCACGAACGAAGGGAUUCAUUCAAACGUUAAAGGAAGCCUGGAUGCCAUAGACUUUUGGGACUUUUGAUUCACCAGAAGAGACCGACCGCAGGGCCAGAUUUCAUGGAACUGUUUUCGGCUAUUGUGCCCGUGCGGUCGGUCAAAUCUUUCACCUGCUGUAACUCCCGAACCCCUGGUCCGAUCUGGGUGAAUUUUGAGUAUGUUGCUCACCCAGAUCGGGGCUACCAGGGGACCCCUUAUUCAACCCUGUACCUGUAUUUAGGGGACAUCCACAAACUGUGGAAAACUGUGUCCAUAUUAAUCUUGUUAAUUGUUAAUUUAAGGGGAGGAGAGGUAGGGGAGGUGACCACUGUGGGAUUGGUUACUGUAGUAAUUGUGAAAGUUACCUCCCUUGCAUGGGAAAAAUGCAUAAAAGCAGACCUGUGAAUAAAGACAUCAGUUGACUCCCAGACUAUGUGUCGUCUAGUCUUUGGGGAGGUGGAUUAUGCUAUGUUCCUGUGAUUUUGUAUGCUGAAUCUUUGUUCCCAGCGGAGAGCUAUUGGAUUAACCCCUGCUACUCCGCUACAAUUGGUGGCAAGCGACGGGAUUCAAACCUCACAGCAGACCGUUGUUCGGCAGAUAGAGCCAUUUGUGGAAAUCUUUAUUCGUAUGGAACCGAAGGGAGAGGGUAUGUGAAUAUACCCGAACAGAUAGUGAAUGGGGACAGAUUAUACACGCUUGAAACGGGCCACACUAAAAGAACUAUUGGAAGCAAGGGGAAUUAUUGCCAGCAAUAAAGCCAGAGCCAUCCUUAUUGCCGAACUCAUGGAGGGAGACAGGGCAGCUGCUGCAGCACCUCUUAUGGAGAUCGCACAGACGGAGUUGGAAAAAGAGAACUCAAAAGCAGGCUGGCAUUUUUCCCAGGAACACCUCCCAUAGAAACAGUGGAAAGAAUCAUGGCAGAUGUCCAUGAAUAUGUGAUGGCAAAGCAGCAAGCAGACCGGAGGUCCAGAGAGGGGUCCUACUUGAAAACUGCGGUCCCUAUCGUACCACCUGUGCUGUCGUCGUUGGGCCGCCUGGAGAUUGGACCGUACCCAUCUGGAUUAAGGUCUCCAAGCGUUCCCUGAACUCUAGCACAUAUGGGACUAUAGGGGUACCAUUACUGGUGACUGUUCCCUCCCAGUGUUCCCUAAUGAGGUCCAAAGGACCCCGUUCUCUCCUUCCGAAUAGUAAUUCGAAUGGAGAGAACCCUGUGGACUCCUGAGGUAUCUCUCUGUUGGCGAAGAGCAGAUGGGGAAGAAACCUUUCCCAGUCCUUCUGGGGAUCCAUGAACGUACGGAGCAUUUGUUUUAAUGUUCCAUUAAAGCGUUCACAGAGCCCAUUGGACUGGGGGUGGUACGCUGAAUUUACGAUAGGUUUCACCCCACAUGUUCUCCACAACUGGUGGGUAACUUCUGCUGUGAAUUGGGUACCCCGAUCCGAGAUAAUCUCCUUGGGGAACCCCAUUCGGGAGAAUAUUCGGAUCAGGGCGUCCACUAUGGUCUCAGCAUGGAUAUUAGUUAGGGCCACUGCCUUGGGAUACCGGGUAGCGUAGUCUACCACAGUUAAAAUAUACUUUUUCCCUAAAGGGCUGGGUUUCGCUAGGGGUCCGAUUAUAUCGACCGCCACCCUACUGAAGGGCUCAUCUAUUAUGGGAAGGGAGUGCAUUUUUGCCUUGUAACGGUCCCCUCUCUUUCCUACUCUCUGACACGUAUCGCAAUACUGACGGAUAUCUUUGGAGACCCCUGGCCAAAAGAAGUUUUGGGUCAGACAAUGCUUCGUCCUACUGACGCAUAGAUGUCCUGAUAAAGGGAUAUCGUGUGCAAUACGUAAUAACUCCUGCCUGUACUUUUUAGGAACAACGAACUGCGUGGUGGUCAUGGGUACUGAUCCUGCUACCACCUUCUCUGCGUACCUAUACAGUAAUCCUUUCUCCCAAGCGUAUCUCUCCCCCUCCAACCCCGCCUGAUUCUGUGUAACUCUAUCCCGGUAUACUUGUAAGGACGUGUCGGUGGCUACCUCAGUACCAAAUUCUAAGGGGGAGCCCAUGGGACGAAAGGGGUUGUGGGGCUGUUGCUUACCUGAGCCUCAGAGUGUUCGGAGGUUGCAGUGGUGCGAGCCUGCUGCCGGGUUACAACGGGUAGUGCUUCCUGCGCUGGGUGUUGAGAAACAAAAGCGGAGGUCAGCUCCCCCAAGUCGUUACCCAAGAUGACAUCGGCUGGUAAAUCCUGCAUGAGGCCCACUUCCACGUUCCCUGACCCCGCUCCCCAAUCCAAAUGUACCCGGGCGGUAGGGAUUUUGUAAAUGGCUCCCCCUGCCACCCGGACUGCCACGUAUUCUCCAGUGAGCUGGUUCUUGGGGACCAAGUGGUUACGAACCAAAGUUAUGGUGGCCCCAGAAUUGACCGGAGGUCCAGAGAGGGGUCCCCAACCCCACCACGCAUAGCUCCAGAGAAGCCUUAAAUUCCUUACCACGCUUUUAAAAAUUAUGUGGAAACAGAGGACAUCGAUGGCUACUUGCAUGACUUCGAGAGGUUAUGCCAAUUGCAUGAUAUUAGCGCUACUGACCAAGUACCCCUGCUGGUGGGCAAACUAGCGGGCCGCGCAGCAGAAGCCUACCGCACAAUGCCAGACGAGGACAGCAGGGACUACCAGAAAGUGAAGCAGGCCAUUCUAACUUGGUAUGCCAUCACCCCAGAGGCCUACUGGCAGCGGUUCAGAGAAAGCCGAAAAACAGAUAGAGACUCCCACAUGGAGUGGGCACACCGCUUAACUAGGGCCGGCAAGGGGUGGGUGCAAGUGGCACAAGCAACGACAGUGGAGGAUAUGCUGCAAUUGCUUUUACUAGAACAAUUUUUCCAGGGGACUUACAAAACUGGCUGAGAGAUCGUUGCGAAGUGUGUUAAGUGCGAGUGCGUGUGUCGCCGCCAUUUCGCCUACCGAACACGUGGCGGCGGCCAUCUUACGCACGAACAGCGGUACUUGGUCGUCGAACGCCUGGAACUCAAACCGGGCGUUCGACUAACCAAGUACCGCUAAGACCUCCAGCACGCUCAAAAGGCAUGAAUCAACUACACGAACACCUUAGCAUUCAGUAUGUGGAAUCCCACGAACGAGGGGAUUCAUUCGAACGGUAAAGGAAGCCUAGAUGCCAUAGACUUUCGGGACUUUUGAUUCACCAGAAGAGACCGACCGCAGGGCCAGAAUUCAUGGAACUGUUUUCGGCUAUUGUGCCCGUGCGGUCGGUCAAAUCUUUCACCUGCUGUUACUCCCGAACCCCUGGUCCAAUCUGGGUGAAUUUUGAGUAUGUUGCUCACCCAGAUCAGGGCUACCAGGGGACCCCUUAUUCAACCCUGUACCCCUGUAUUUAGGGGACAUCCACAAACUGGGGGAAACUGUGUGCAUAUUAAUCUUGUUAAUUGUUAAUCUAAGGGGAGGAGAGGUAGGGUAGGUGACCACUGUGGGAUUGGUUACUGUAGAAAUUGUGAAUGUUACCUCCCUUGCAUGGGAAAAAUGCAUAAAAGCAGACCUGUGAAUAAAGACAUCAGUUGACUCCCAGACUAUGUGUCGUCUAGUCCUUGGGGAGGUGGAUUAUGCUAUGUUCCUGUGAUUUUGUAUGCUGAAUCUUUGUUCCCAGCGGAGAGCUAUUGGAUUAACCCCUGCUACUCCGCUACAAAGGCCAAUACCAGGGUCUUAGUGGUAGGUGUGGGCCAGUUAGCCACUGCCUCUACCUUGGCUGGCUCUGGUCUCUGGCUCCCACACCCCACUCUGUGACCCGGGUACAGGGCCGGACUGGGGAUACGAAGCAGCCCUGGAAAAAAAUCUAUGCCAACCCCAUAAGUCAUUGUGCUAUGUAGGGUGUAUAUAUAUAGGCAAUUGAAAUAGUUGGCUGCAGUCUCGGAUUUCCUGAAAAUUUAACUUUUAUUGAAAUAUUUAAGAGAAGAUCAAUGUUUCAGUCCCUCUUGUGGACUUUCGUCAUGAUCCUGAUGCAAGUCCACAAGAGGGACUGAAACGCUGAUCUUCUCUUAAAUAUUUCAAUAAAAGUAAAAUUUUAAGGAAAUCUAAGAGUGCAGUCAACUAUUUCAAUUUCCUAUAUAUAUAUAUACACUGGAUACUGGAGCCCUGGUGAUGCAACAUUAUUGUAACAGCACCGUUUCAGCACACAAGGGGUUAAAACCGUUUAGGCGAUCGUCCCCUUCCAGAGAUGCAGGCACAGCUACUGCAGAACACCAAUCCGCCGAACAGGAAACCAUACGAAUGCUGUAAACAGCCGAAUAGGAAAAACCAUACGAAUAGGUUUACACUCCUAGCAGUCGAACUGGAACAGCAUACAAUAAAUCCCCCCAAGAACGAGACAAAGCUCUGUGUUGAGGGUCAAGCAGUGAACAGGCAGAGCUGUGGGUUUAUGGUGCUUAUGUACACAUUCUUACACAUUAGUACCACCCACAGGGUUUUGGAAUACAACCAAUGAACACAUACAAUACACUCAGACACUCCCACACAAAUUCCUCCCCUCUGCCGGUGAUUCAAUUACCUUACACAAUGGGUAAUGUAAUUUAGCACAAGCAGAGAAAUACAAUUUUUCCACAUUAUUCAUAACUUGAAAAGUAUGCAUCACUUUCACAUAAAACAUUUUCAGAAUCAGCAUACUCCAAAUACAAACAUACGUCAAAAUCAUACAAAUUGGUCCAGUGGUUCAAAAGAUACAUCGUAGUCCUUUGUGACCACAGGAAGCAUGGCUUUUCUGCCCAAAACCAGUUCCACAGAGUCUUCUAUCCUGGAGAUAAUUGGGAAGUAAUCCAAUUAUCUCCAAGGACAGAGGCAAAACCCCACUGAACACAUGGCAGCAAAAAGACAGUAAAAUACAAUAAAAUACACAAGGUUACAUUUAUGACAUAAAAUACAGACAUGCAACAUAUGCCCAGAUAGCAUAGGUCUGAGCGCACAUUAUUAUUGAAUGGCGCUCAGAGCACACACAUACAGUUCAAUUGCCAUGGAGCCAAAGUCUUUCCCAUAGUCUUUCAUUAUACGAAUGGGCUCCAUGGCAUAGCUAUCUGGGGUAUCACUGCUCAAACAGGGCAAGCACCAAAUGACCCAGCUUUCUUGUCUUUGCAGGGGAAAAUCAAGCCUUUUAACAUGGGGCCAUAAUCCAAAGGCAACAGGUGAGCAACCAGGCUUCUCCAAUGCAAUGUGGCGAGAUUGCUCUCGUCACAUCUCUCCCCUUUUCCAAACAGACUAACAGGGUAUCUGACCUCCUGCUGGUCAGUGCCCUUGUUAGUCCAGCAGCCCACCCACAAAACAGAAUCAACAGCACAGCCCACCCACAAUAAAUGGUUACUACACCUGGGUAGAGGAGAAGCUUGUCCACGUCCAGGUGUCUCACCACGGCUGUGCUGGGUACGGUUAUGCUGACUUGGUGGGUUGCUGCGUGGGCAGAGACCAGCGGUACUCUGCCCUGUUGCCAGCGCUACUGGGAGGGUAGCCUGAUUGAAGCCUGGUUGUUGGAGGGGGAGACCGACUGUCUCCCCUUUAGAUACACAGCCCUGUUGCUGGAGACCGACUGUCUCCCCUUUAGACACACAGCUCUGCUGCUGGAGACAGACUGUCUCUCCUUUGGACACACAGCUCUGCUGCUGGAGACCGACUGUCUCCUCUUUGGCUAAACAGCCCUGUCGCUGGGGGGCAGAACUGAACGUCCCUACCCCCUGUGCUGGACGUGCAGAGACCACAGUCCCAUCUGCACAGUUGUGGGGCUUACUGUCUCCCCCUGGUAACCUAGCCUUAGGGUAGUCCCCCCGCUUCCCUACCCGUUGACAUGUGUCGCACGUACUACAAUACAUCCGCACAGCCUGAUUAAAGUUGGGCCAAAAUAAAUUCUGCGUGAUCUUAUAGCCCUAAUGUCCAGCUAACAGAACAUCCUGCCAUAUCCGCAGAAUCUCCUGCCGGUAUUUUGCAGGUACCACUAGCUGGCGAUUCAGCGGAGGGGCAACACUCUUCUGAGAAGGCUUAGGGAUCCUAUAGAGCCUGUCCCCCACCCACUCAUACCGCUCUCCAUCUACUCCUUCCUCUCCAGCAUCUGCUCUAUCCCGGUACUUCUGGAGAGUCGGGUCUGCCCGGGUUUCCCUCCCAAACUCCUCUGGGGAAUCCCAGCUUAAAAGAGCCUGAUCUAGGGUACCAGUCGGGGAAGAGGGUCUUACCUGGGUCUCAUCAGCAGGCGAGCCGGUUCCAGUAGCACAGGUCUGAGCACGAGUAGUCACAGGGUUAACGUCAGCGGGGCCCAUUGGGGCAUAAGCAGAGACCAAGGGGGCCAAAUCAUUCCCAAGAAGGACAUCAGAAGAAAGUCCUUCAUAACCCCCACAUCCACGUGUCUAGCGCACACUCCCCAAUCCAAAUGGACCCAGGCAACAGGUAGACGGAACACGGCGCCUCCUGCUAACCUCACCGCCACAGUGUCUCCAGUAUGUUGGUGUUCUGAGACCAAGUUCUUUUGGAGCAGUGUCAUAGUGGCUCCUGUGUCUCUCAAUCCGUUCACCACUCUGCCAUUUAGCUUAACAGUCUGCCGGUGUUGCUGACGGUUGUCCUGAUGGGCUGCCUCGUAUAGUAUGCCCCAGAAUUCCUCCUGCUCUAUACAGUGAGCAGCAGGCUGAGGUGGACGUGGAUUCCCGCCGGCUGGUCUUCUCCAUGAUUGUGCUUGAUUGGCUCCGUUCAGUGGGCACUCUGGUCGCUUGUGCCCCAACUGUUUACACCCAAAGCACCUAAUGGGUUGAGAAUAAUCCUGGGCGUUGAACCGGGAUGGCUGGGUAUAAUUGUUAGCCGGCGGUAGUGUUGGAGUGCGGUGUGCUGGAGGUGCUGCUGGUCUGUACUCCGUUCUGGCAGGAACUUUGGGAACUGCACUGUCCAGUCUACGUGCGUCUGUGUACUCAACUGCCAGAUGAGCAGCUUCGGGCAAAGUGGAAGGUUUUCGAUCCCUGACCCACUCUCUGACUCCGGUGGGUAAUCUAUCAAAACAGUGUUCCAGCAGAAACACUUGCAGCACCUCUUCCCCAGUUACCGCUUGGCACCCCGCCAUCCAGUGGGCUGCUGUAUGGUGGACUUUGCAUGCCCAUUUUACAUAGGAGUCGCCAGCAUGUUUAUUAGUCUCCCUAAAUCACGUCUGUACACUUCUGGGGUCACUGCGUAUCUGGCCAAAAGAGCAUCUUUCACUGCUUGGUAGCUGGUGAUCUCCUCCUCUGGAAUGGCCCGGAACGCUUCACUGGCCCAGCCGGAUAACUUUCCAAAGAUGAUGGUGACCCAUUCGUCUGCGGGUACCUGGUGUAGGGCACACUGCCUUUCAAAGUCAGCAAGGAACCCGUCAAUCUCUCCGUCUGUCUCAAUAAAAAUGUUAAAUGCAGCAAAGGGUACCUUUCUCUUUCCAAUAUUAUUAUUGGGUACCUCUGCUGCUGCAGCUCCUCUUACCUGGAGCGCUUGGUGUGCCAUCACUGCUGCCUGCACACGUUCCACAAUGUCUGCUGAAGGGUUGGGGCCAAAGUGUGCCAGCCUUAUCUGGACUGCCCGGUUGAAUUGUAUUUCCUCUGGGGUUAAAUCCAGAAUGCUGGGCACAUUAGCUCUCUCCAUUCCUUGUGCUGCAUCCAUUUCAAGUAGCAAAGCAAUAAUCUCUUGUUUCUUUAGAUUACUUGCUGACCGUCCUCGGUGUUCUAGUAUGUCUUUAAGGGUAGCACGCCUUAUUUCCUCAUACUGCAUUUCCUCCACCAAACUGGGAUGUGUAGCUGACCUUCUGUGCUGUGGGAUUCAUCCCGUCGCUUGCCACCAAUUGUUAAGACACGCCUGGUGUCUUUAAGGGAAACCGCCGCUUAGUUAACCUUCCCCUUUCGCAAUAUUAAUAACUCAGUUCGCAUAGACUGCGGUAUAUGAACCACUAUCAGGGAAAGCGGUAAUCUCCUGAACGCGAUCCGUAAGAGGCUCCGAACUCCCGAACAGAAAUCCACGAAUUGCCGCUAGCCGCCGAACAAGUAUAUCCACCAAGCGGCUUUCGGCUCCAGCAAUCAGUCUCUAGUCGUCGGUAAUAAAUCCCCCCAAUAACGAGACCAAGCUCCACAUUGUAGGUCAAACAGGAUCUGGCUUUACUGUGAGCUACCUGCCCGUAUUUUUGCAGGUCUCCCACUUGGUGGACACUCCCCUAGGGGACCAAAUGGGAGACUGUAAUGACAGAUGGACAUGGGGAUGGACAUGGGGACAUUUCAGACAUACAGAUACAAACAUUUCCCACAAUGCAGUAUUCGUGGUAUUCGCAGUAACACAGUAUCAUUAUACAGAGCAGUAAUAUAGUAUCAUUAUACAGAGCUAGUAAUACAGUAUCAUUACUCAGAGCUAGUAACACGGUAUCAUUAUACAGAGUUAGUAACUGUGACAGAUUCAUCUGUAUUGCUGGUUCGUCUGUUUCCCUUUGUUCGCUGGAUUCCCUGUUCGUAUACCCCCGUUCGUGUAAUUUGCAAACUACCGAUUGAAACUACCGAACGAACGACCACCCAGGAGAGGAGUGUGCUGCUGGUUAACCUCUUGGCCCCAGACACCUCUCCAUUCCAUUCGUACGGGUGGUCGUCGUUCGCAUGUCGACCACGAGGCAGCGGCCAUUUUGGGACACACGAACGCAUAGCGGUGUUCGGUACAAACUGUAUGGAACUAAAAACGGACACUUAAACUACCGAACACCGCUGGAAGCUGAUGCCCACCUUCUAUUUCGACAAGGCAUGCGAACGUCGGUCGUUCGGGAGUUUUUAUUGCAUUCGUAUGGACUUUUACCCAGACAGCCGUCCCAUGGAGUCAUUCGUAUACCGAAGGGCUGGUGCAAGACUUUGACUCCAUGGCGAUUCGACUAGAUACAUCGGAUCUGAGCGCUAUUCGGUGAAAAUGUGCACUCAGAUCCAGGCUGUCUGGGGAUGCGUUACACGAACUAUAUUCAUUCGGUAUUUCUUCAGUUGUGUAUUUUAAUGUAUUUUUAUUACUGUAAUUUAAAAUGGCGAUGGUCUCUACCUUGGGAGAUAAUUAGGUUUCUUCCUAAUUAUAUCCGGGGUAAAGAAGACGGAUUUAUGGGUAAGAUGGGAAGGGCUUAUAUUGAAGCCACUGCGAUUGGCUACUGUCCAAUAUGUUUUACAGUCUUCCACAAGGUCCCCUCGGGGAGUGUCCACCUUGUGGGGACCUGCAUAAAUACCGGGCAGGUAGCCCCCAUUAAACAGAGCUUUAUUUGACCCUCAAGACGGAGCUUAGUCUCGUUUGUGGGGGAAUUAUUACUGGGACAGCGCUUUCGUUAUUUUUAGCUGUGGAAGGCGUUCGACUGUUUGCUGAUCGGGAGUUGCCGUGUUCGUGGACUUCGUUCGGGAGUUUGGCGGUUGGCUGAAUUUAAACUGCAUUUCUGGAGAAGGGGAUUAUUUACUAAACGGCGGCUUCAUCUACCUGGCGGUUCGUGUCUUAACAGUAACACAGAGUCAUUAUACAGAGCUAGUAACACAGUAUCAUUAUACAGACCAGUAACACAGUAUCAUUAUACAGAGCAAGUAACACAGUAUUAUUAUACAGAGCAGUAACACAGUAUUAUUAUACAGAGCAAGUAACAUAGUAUCAUUAUACAGAGCAUGUAACACAGUAUCAUUAUACAGAGCAGUAACACAGUAUCAUUAUACAGAGUAUGUAACACAAUAUCAUUAUAAAGAGCAGUAACAUAGUAUCAUUAUACAGAGCUAGUAACACAGUAUCAUUAUACAGAGCAGUAACACAGUAUCAUUAUACAGAGUAUGUAACAUGGUAUCAUUAUACAGAGCAGUAACACAGUAUAAUUAUACAGAGCAGUAACAUAUUAACAUUAUACAGAGCUAGUAACAUGGUAUCAUUAUACAGAGCAGUAACACAGUAUCAUUAUACAGAGCAGUAACACAGUAUCAUUAUACAGAGUAUGUAACACAGUAUCAUUAUACAGAGUAGUAACAUAGUAUAAUUAUACAGAGCAGUAACAUAGUAACAUUAUACAGAGCAGUAACACAGUAUCAUUAUACAGAGCAGUAACAUAGUAUCAUUAUACAGAGUAUGUAACACAGUAUCAUUAUACAGAGCAGUAACACAGUAUCAUUAUACAGAGUAGUAACAUAGUAUCAUUAUACAGAGCAGUAACAUAGUAACAUUAUACAGAGCAGUAACACAGUAUCAUUAUACAGAGUAGUAACAUAGUAUCAUUAUACAGAGCAGUAAUAUAGUAACAUUAUACAGAGCAGUAACACAGUAUCAUUAUACAGAGCAGUAACAUAGUAACAUUAUACAGAGCUAGUAACACAGUAUCAUUAUACAGAGCAGUAACACAGUAUCAUUAUACAGAGCAGUAACAUAGUAUCAUUAUACAGAGCAGUAACACAGUAUCAUUAUACAGAGCAGUAACAUAGUAACAUUAUACAGAGUAGUAACACAGUAUCAUUAUACAGACCAGUAACACAGUAUCAUUAUACAGAGCUAGUAACACAGUAUCAUUAUACAGAGCAGUAACAUAGUAACAUUAUACAGAGCAGUAACAUAGUAACAUUAUACAGAGUAGUAACACAGUAUCAUUAUACAGACCAGUAACACAGUAUCAUUAUGCAGAGCUAGUAACAUUAUACAGAGUAGUAACAUAGUAUCAUUAUACCGAGCAGUAACAUAGUAACAUUAUACAGAGCAGUAACAUAGUAUCAUUAUACAGAGUAGUAACACAGUAUCAUUAUACAGAGCAGUAACACAGUAUCAUUAUACAGAGUAGUAACACAGUAUCAUUAUACAGACCAGUAACACAGUAUCAUUAUACAGACCAGUAACACAGUAUCAUUAUGCAGAGCUAGUAACAUUAUACAGAGUAGUAACAUAGUAUCAUUAUACCGAGCAGUAACAUAGUAACAUUAUACCGAGCAGUAAUAUAGUAACAUUAUACAGAGCAGUAACAUAGUAUCAUUAUACAGAGCAGUAACAUAGUAACAUUAUACAGAGCAGUAACAUAGUAUUAACUUUUGGAACAACGACAUAAACUAAUGGGUUUCAAGGUAGAACUUAAGAGAUUUUAUUCUUUUUUUAACUGAGAAUACCAUGUAAAUAAAUUAAAUUUAACUAUUCAAAGAAAGUAUAAAAUAGAAGGAAACCAUGGAUUGCAUCUUGUAUUCUAUGCUUUGACAUAUUACAUGUUACAUAUCACAUUAUAUUAUGUGGUGACACAGCUUGAAAAGUGCUCUUUAAGUGUAACAGACUAUGAUUGAGAACAGCUUGGGAUCUGCUGGUUCAUUAGAGAUAGUGAGCUGCAUUGCAUUGAACAACAUCAGGUGUUGAAACACACAAAGUCCAAGCAUUAUCAGUACAGAUAGAUACAAGUCCCUUAUCAGGAGCAGAAAGUAUCCAGAGAUACAUAGUACCAUUAGACAGUGCAGUAUGACGUUAUGUUGAUACUCCCAGUAAGUAGAUUAUCUGGCACUGUGGCGGUACAUAGUUACUCUUCACAACUGUACAGUGCAGCACGCUCUUUAUCUGGGGAUAAAAUGCUAUAUAACGCCACUGCGCAGUGCACCGGAUUAAUGACUUGUGAUUUGCUGAAAACCAAGUUACAAGAUUUGGGAGGGAAAAAUCCAGGAUUGACAUUUGUUUCCUAAUCACCAAUUCUGGUGUUAAUUUUGGAACCUGUCAUCCUACCAUAACUCCUUUAAAGGGUUACACACAGACACUCUUUUUGAAGUGGUCAUGGUGCUCAGAGACUGUAUGUGUAGUGUUUACAUAGACAUUCUACAUUGUUGCUUGAGGUGUAACUCCGCCUCAUGCAUCGACAUUGUAUGUCAUCAACCAGCUGGGACAAGAGCUCUGAGCUGGUUAAUGUGAAUUCUGUGCAUAUUUCUAUACAAAGAAUGAUCAGCUGACACUCUCAGCCAAUGAAUGGCCAGCAGGAUUGCCAUCUGGUUUCUGUAGUUCUGCAGACGGUAAGGAGGCUCAGCAUGAGGAUAAACCGGUUUGCGCUAUUAUCAGGGAAUAGAGCCAAGGUACUGACAUCAUAAUACGGUUAUCAAUUCCAUGAAUAAACAUUAAUAUCAUAUUUCUUGGAACACCAAAAGCAGCAUUCCUAAAAAUGGAUAAUCAUCGACUCUACAAUUUCAGUCCUGAUAAAAAAUGUAACCAGUCGCUUCACUGGCUCAUUCUCUAACAUGGUAAUUGUUGGCAAUUCAAAAUUUUAGCCAAAAUAACCAGAUUUGUACAAAUUUGUCAUAAGUAAUGUUUUCAUUUCUGCUAUUUGGAAUAAAAUCUGGUUAGUUCAUAGAGCGAAUAUCUGGCAAAAUUUAGGCUAAAUUAGUCAAACUGUGCUUAUAGUUUGAGAAUUUUUCCAAAUCAGCUAUUUUAGCCUAAAUGUUACCAUCUGGAUAUCCAUUCAUUAGAGUUUAGUGAAUAACUGUGUUUUGAAGUCACCGUGAUUUGGACAGAAACACUAUAAUAAUAUUAACCUGUAUGUUUCUGCUUUUAAUUAAAACUCACUGCAAACCAAAUACAAAAUGGGAAAACAAGGCUUUUAUUUAUCUUUUUCCAAGCACUGAAUUGGAGUCCUCUAAGCUGCUAACUCCGCCUCCGGCGAUGUCACGCCAAUUCUCAGUUUUUAGCCAAUCCAAUGCUCCUCAUAGAGGCGUAUUGGGGGCGCAAUGCUUUACAUUGAGGUGUUAAACUGAAAGGACCAUUUCAAUGAGAUGAAGCCUUGAUCUCUGACUGACUGCUACCAGAAUAUGAAUUACGACAUUUUAUACAGAUUCCAUCUUACCUGUGCUCUAGAACAGAGGUUCCCAACCCAGUCCUUAAGUACCCUGUAACAGGCCAGGAUUUAGGGAUUACACAGUUGUGUCUAAGGUGUUUUUAGAAAAAAACUAAAUAAAAUAAAAAAACACUUUAGACACAACAUGGUAAUCUCUAAUUCCUGGACUGUUAGGGGGUACUUGAGGACUGGCUUGUGAACCCCUAGAAUAUAAUAACAAACCAGGUAUUAAUUAAUAUAUUACAAACUUACUGAAUCCUCCAGUUAUUAUAAAGAAGGUGUACUUGGCACUAUACAGCAUGUAUAUAGUGUAUAUAUUCUUUAUACAAAGCAUACUGCAGUGUACUCAUUAGUGAAUAUACUGUUAUUGUGAGAUCAUAAUCUGGAUUUAUCAAUUGCUCACUAUACAGGUGACAAUACAGAAUGCAGUAGUACUGAGUAUCCAUGUAUACUGUAUUUAUAGCUCUAACAGGUGUACUUGGCACUUUACUGGUUGCAUUGCAGCAGAGGGCGUGUACACAGUGCUAGCAGUGAUGCAGUCGUUAUAGUAGAGUUUAAUAUACAGGAAAUCCUUGCAUCACUAACCCAAAGAGCUUACAAUCUAAGCCUAUAUAACUCAGUAAAGAAAGGCUGCUGCUGCUAUUAUGCAUGGCCCUUUCCAUGCAGGUGGUCUGCCUAAUUUAACAGCACCCCCAUACAAACCUAUAUUCACUCUCAGGGGAACAUCUCCAAAUUCUGCUGUCUUGGUGCUGCUAUAAUUAGUCAGAAAGCUGAGCCCCCUCCCCAGUAACCUGUGUUAGACAGCUGCUACUCUACUUGUCCUGCCUCCAGACUAUUGCCCCCCUCCAAGCCCACAUUGAGCAUCCAAUCCGGUUUGGGAGGGGAUCACAUUUCGGUAUAACUGUCAGCCAUAACCAGGCCAGUGGGUGAUUGAAAAGGCUCACAUCUGCGGAGACCCCCAGCACUGCUCUCUGCUCCCAAGCCCCAGGUAAGGGAAAAAGGGGGAAUGGGGAAACAGGGGUCUUGAAGGAUGACCCCACAAACAAGGGGGAGACACACAAAAAAGAAAGCCAGAUAAAUAGCCAGGACUGGGGAAUUGGGGGUCUGUCCCCUAUAAUGUUGUAUCUCUGUCUCUCUCUUGUCACUUUAACAGUUUAGUGAAUGAGCCCCAUGGUGAUUUGCUGAAAGCUAUAAUCUGCAGAGCAUUGUCACCUACAUGAAACAAUGUGACAAUCCCAUUGAUCCCCUACAGAGAGAGAGAGAGGAGAGCUGUGACCCCUGUAUCCCCUGUCUAUUAGUUGGAAUCCCCUGGCACACACAGCUGCUGAUUGCAGGGAUUCAGUGUAACUGUGAGAAUGGCAACCAUGCCAAUGGACUCACAUCAGGCAUCUGACACAUGUCUGGGGGCUUCAUUCCCAGUCAGCACAUAUCUGUUUAAUGAGUUUGGCUUCAGCUGUCCAUACUGUACAUAGAAUGUCUGUGAAGGUUAAACCCACAUUUCCAAGUUUGUUUGUAAGUCAUCUCUACCAUCUCCUGUCAGUUAAAUUCCUCCAAUAACCCUGAAUUGAGAGAAAGCAUGCUUCAUGUAGGUUAAUAAUGCAUGAGAUUUUAGUCUUUUAUUGAUUGCUUUUGGGAUCUAUGUCAUAUAUAGAAUUGGAAGAACUGAUCCAAUGCUCAUAGUGUGUAAUAUAUCUGGUACAGUGUGGGCUGGACACUGGAUUUGCUUAGAAUACAUUUUGGAAAGUACCAUGACAAUCCAAGCUACAUGUACCAUUGCAUCCCACUCCCUGCCCUUUGUGAAGGGGACACAAUGCUGCUUUGAUUUGUACCCAAGGCUUCCUUUAACAGCAUCCCAAAUAACUGAACUCACUUUAACUAUUGUCUGAUAUCUGUAUGUUCUGAUCACUAUAUUGAAAAUAAUGGGGGUCUCUUCACUAAAUCUCCCAGGAGUUGUAACAUUUUAUCCAAAAUGCAGUUGGUUUGGUUUUGGUAGUUUUAUUCCUAACUCACAGGUGUUUGAAUUUACCCUAUUUCAGCUACGUGGGUGCAAUGCAUGUACAUUAUUACAAUGCAAAGCCUUUGCCUCGGUCAUGGCACUUAAGGGGUUAAACGUUUGAUUGUCAGUUAUCAUGCACUGUGAAGCCAUUUCUAGGGAUGGGUUUCCCCCGUCACAUGAAAUACAGGUUAUUAGCUCUACAUUGCUAACGUGUUUUUUGGAAGUCAAUAUACCAUAGCAGGACAGCUUCACAUCCAGUCUCCGUUAUAUUCCAUGAGAAAUAUCCUUGUGUUAUAAAUGUAAAGUGCUGCGGAAUAUGUUGGUGCUAUGUAAAUGCAGAUAAUAAUAAUGGUGUGUCUAUUGCUCUAACAUGUGAGGAAGGGCCCCAGAGGAUAGGGUACAGAUACUAGAUUAACCGUAUAUAUCAGAUUAGCAGAUUUAUGGCAUGUAAAAUAAGCUUUAAAUCUAGGGUCCAAUUAUCUGUCUCUUUGAAUAUUCUAAGGACAAAGCAACUGUAUUUACACCCCUCGCCCCAAAUCCACGAGUUUGGGGGGUGAGGGCUUACUUUCCCCACAGGUCCCACAUAUUGGAGAUGUUCAGUUGAGUAGAGAAGAGAUUUUGUGGAUGCUACCAGCUGUUAAUUUUGGUAGAGGUGGGGGAGAGGGAAGACAUGUCUAAUUAAGAAGUCUGUAAAUAGGAUACAAAAUUCCUAAUUAAAGUUCAUAGUCUUCUGCAGAAUGGGUUUUGUGGCCUUUCACCCCUCCCCCAAUGACCUAACAAGAUAGGCCAACUGGUGGCAUCUAACAGUAAGGGUGUUAUUAAAUAGAUCUAUCCAACAAUGAUGGGGAUCUCCAGCACUUAUCAAACCCAGACUCUACAUUGAAUAGAUAAGACCAUGACCCAAUACAGGGACAAAGCAAUGACAUCCCAAACCAUGAUAUAAACCUCCCACAUCCCAGGUUCCCAUCACCUUUAAAGGACAUUCCCAGGUGUCCUAAAAUAGAAAAGAAUGCCCAGUUGUCCCCUCUGUGGUACCACCCAUACCCCCCUUCAGCAUCUCAUAUGACAUCUGAGUCACACAGGCAGCAGUUUUGGGCUCCUAAAGUCUUCCUUACAGGGAGGGGAACCUAAAUUAAGCUUUGAGAGUACGCUGUACCCCUCUUCCAUCUGCUUCAGUCUGUAUUACAGCAAAUGCAAAAAAAAAAACCCAUCAAAAGUAUUUAAAAUAGCAUUCAUCAAAACUGUUAUAUAUUUACCAGCUGAAAUGAUUGGAUUCAGUUUUAUAUACAAAGAUUAUUUUUACAAUAGUUUUGAAAUAAAAUAAGAUUUAUUUGUGGUGAAUGUCCAAUUCAUAUCUCUCCAGCCCAAUUCAUCCUUCAUCUUCUUUUACUAGUAGGCAGUCACAAUAUAAACAAACUUAAUUCCAUUAAUAAAAUAGGAAACCCUUAAUAAGAAAUGAGAUCAAAAUAAAAGAAAUCGAUUGUAGAUGGAAAUUUAUAUUUUUGAGUGAAAUGAAUCGAGAUGUGUGUAUAUACUCUAAAAAGAAUGGCAGCAAUACAUUAAAAGCAGUUAUUUCCCAUAACAGAUUCCUCGUUUAUUUAAAGUGCGACUCUAGGAAUCUCUCUAUGUUGGUGAACGUGUAGGUUGGCAUACAGCGGGUAUAGUGGGUCAGGGCCUUAUUCAAAUAAUAAUUCGUUUUACUCCACAAUCACUUCUUUCUUUCAACUCAGUUGCCCUUUUUUCUCCCAAAAUACUGCUGCACACAAUGUGCUGACUUGGAUUUCUGGGAGUUGUAGUUAUUGUAUAGUAGAAACGCUUGCAGUCAAUGCUUAUGGUAUGAUGGCAGGAGGUUAGAAAAUGUUAAAUGUUUUAUGAUUGGCACUUAAUGUUUGAUUAUAUAAACCACAUGUUAGAGCAUUAAACAUUAGAUAUGAUAUGAAGCAUGGUCACUUCAAAUGUAUCUCUGAGUUAUUCUAUAUGUACCAUUCUGUAUGUAAAUUACUUGCUGCCAGUUAUCCCCAUUCUAGAAUUGUACAGCGCUGUAGAAUAUGUUGGUGCUAUAUAAAUAAUUAUUAUUUUUAUCUCUCUAUCUCCUGAUGAUUUAUGAUUUAUUCAUUCUGCUGUUUAUAAACAUAUAUUUUCCUUUGUGUUUUUUUUUUUUUUUUUUCAGCAGACCAAAAGCCAUCAUGUCCGACACAGAGGAAGUGUAAGUUCUGAAACCAAAAUAUUAUCUGAGACUGUGUAAACGUUGCCCAAAAUAAAACACAACAGCAGCUGUGCAUUGAGUAUUUAGAAUGUCACAGGAAUUCCCAAUGUCAUUUAGAAUAAUUUCUGGGGUGAGAUACUGUUACAAUAAAAAUCUACUUCCCUAAAAUUGCUCCCAUAUACAUUGAAUAAAUCGUAGAUUACAUGAGACCUGGUGUAUUGGAUGUAACAUCUAGAGAUGCUGAUAACAGAUGUAUUACACAGAUUAAUCCAUGUCAAAUAAUGUCAUUGUGUAGGUCACGCAAAGAUCUAAGGAGGAAACAAACACUAUGAUAAACUAAAACCACAGUUCAUUUUGGAUCACAAUCCCUAGAUCCCGGCCAGCAGCAGAAAACAGUUCUGUCAGAGUGUGACGUUUGUAAAAACGGGACUUUCAGUAUCUGCUUUAAUUAGAGAUUUAUGUGAACUGUUUGUCACAGGCAGAGACACACCGUGAUCAUUCAGUCACCAAACCAGGAAGUGCAAAUAAAUUACAAUAAAUUCUAACUAAACUGGAAAAACGUCUGUGCUCAUUCCACUAGUUUGGCCUAAGUUUUGCAAUUUCCUUAUCAAUUCUCCACUUUGUAGGGUUAGUGAAUAGCCCCACCUAUUUAGAUACUGAAUAUUGGCGAUUUCCCCCUCUCUCUUACCUGCUUUUAUUUAACUUUUCUGUGACCUGACAUGUUUAUUCGUUAUUUUCCUCUGUGUUUUCUUUCAUUUCAAUUUGUUUCUCUUUCUUUUAUCUGCGAACCUCGAUUGUUCCCAACAGUGAACAGGUGGAGGGUGAGUACACAAUGCGUUUAGUGUGACUGAUUAAUGUGAGAUUUCUCUAUAACCAUCACUACGUUUCAACGUUUGCUUUCAUUCACCUUAUUGUACUUCUCUUAAUCCUUUUCUUUCUAUCUUCCCAUUACAAACCCUUAGAUUUCUUAACCUCCUGUCUAAUUCCUAAACUUUUAGGACUCUUUUCAAACUGGAUUUUCUACGACAUGUCUACUGCCUGAGAUUAUUCAUUUUCAACCUACUUCUCCAAUUCCUUCACCCAUCCAUCACAUCCCUGUCUUGUUCCUUCACACAGUGAACUCUGCAUGUCUAAUAAUUUAUCAAUUUCUACUUUCAUUCCUUCGCUCCACAGACGGCCUGUCUGUUAACUUAACUAAUGUUUUCACUCCCUGGAUGAUAUUUAAUAUUUUAUUCCUGUAUUGUUCACUCCUCUUGUAACUUUUUUUUCAAGCAGUAAUAAUUUUCAUUCAUGCCCCGGCUCUCUAUUUUGCAAUCAGUGACCAUGUUAUCAUUUACGUUUAUGGCUUGAUUUCGAUCUAGAAAUGUACUAAGGAGUUGGGGUUGUUUGUUCACAUUCACAGGGUGAAGUUAAUAUAAAAAAUGUGAAUUUGGCAACUUAUUAUUUUAACUUAAAUAGCAUUAGAUUCUCCUGUUAUGCUGAACGCUCCUGGAGGAAGUCACACACCCAGGCAGACUUUCUCCAUUAUAGAUUCAUGUUGCGUUCAUAGAGCAGAGCGCAGCCCUUGCCCUCGCCAAACAGUCAUACUUUUCCUCUCUUAUUAGUUCAUGCUCCCGCAAUCGCAGGCGUCUCUUUGACACCUUUAACUCUCUUCUCUGCCCUGCUGUUACCACCCCCCAAACUAACCUUACAGCUGAUAGCUUUGCAUGCUACUUUACCAACAAGAUUGAACAGCUAAGGAAAGAAUUCUCCCCUCCUUGCCAUUCUCUUUCUCAACCACACGUAGAUCAUGCCUUUCCUAUCCUUCAGACUUUCUCCCCAGCUACUGACCAAGAGGUGGCUGCGCUUCUCCUUUCUUCUCGCCCCACCACUUGCCUGCUCGAUCCUAUCCCAUCUCAUCUUAUCAGAUCUCUCUCUCCUUGUCUUGUGCCUUCCUUAACACACAUCUUCAACUGCUCUCUCUCUUUUGGCACUUCUCCUGUCCGCUGCUCACACCCAUAUGGCCAACUCACGCUUGCAGGACUUCUUGCAGGGGCUCCCUUCCUAUGGAAUAGCCUGCCUAAAGCCAUCAGACUCUCCCCUAGUCUUCAAUCGUUUAAGAAGUGCCUUAAAACCCUUAUUUUUAGGAAAGCUUAUUUAUUCCCAGAGUAACUUCUACCUCACAUACCUGUCUCUACUCUCUCCUCUCCAGCUCUGCUUCACUCCCACCUUGUUCGAUUGCUAUUCCCUGUCCUGUUGUGUUUUACACCCCACCUCUUAUAGACUAUAGUUCCUGUAAGUUUUCUUGUAAAUUGUCAUAUUUAUAGUUAAAUCCCCCCUCUCAUAAUGUAAAGCGCUACAGAAUCUGUUGGCGCUAUAUAUAUGGCAAUAAUAAUAAUAAUUAAAGGGACACCAAAGUAGCUGUAUCUGCCUGUAUCUCAUUAAACUGGUUAUAGUGUCUGGAGUUCCCUGGUACCAUCAUUUCCUUCAGUAUUAAACAGUUUUUAAUAUUUUAAUGCUAAACAAGAGUCCCCAGCAGUCCAUUCCCUCUGUGCUGCUUUGGCUAAUAAGGAAGUAUUAGCCUGAGCAGCAACGGGCACCUUUGAUUGGCUGAGAGUGUCAGCGGACUGCUUUUAGCCUGCCAGAGCUCCAACUGACGGUAUGAGUGGGUAUGACAACAAGGAAGUGUGUACAUACAGAAGGGGUCGGAUUGUGGGUAGCCAGGGACUCUUAUUUUAUGGCAUUCUGCAUGAACAUGGUACAACACUGGAUGGAGGGACAGUGCCAGGGUACUCCAAGCACUAUAACAAAUUCAAAGAGAUGAAAUGGUUACAGUGACUACAGUGUCCCUAUAACAUUUUAUUUUUAAAUUCUAGCAAUGCUGACAUCUAUUGGCCACAGCCAUACUCUCUAUUUGCAUCUACCCCAUCAAUAGUUGCAUUUACCCUAUCUAUAUUUGCAUCUACCCCUAUUUAUAUCUGCAUCUACCCCCAUCUAUAUUUGCUUUGGUCACAUUUUCAGGGUUAAAUUACCAUUAAAUUGGGUAAUAGUAACAACCCCUGGAUGUUGGGCUAAGGUAGCAUCCCCAGGUCGUACUUGAAAACCAGAGUAAUCAGAAUUAAAUACUUUGUUGUUAUUAUUAUUGUAUUCACUCAAAGUAGUACUUGUCAGAAAUUCAAUGUGAAUUUCCAAUUUAAUUCCAAAUAGCCGAUCUGGAAGCAGUGCAUUUUGGACUUAAUUUUUAAAUCCUCAAGUAUUCUAACUUUAUUAAAAAAUACUGUUUGUUCCUAAUCUCUAUAAUGGCAAAAGCAAAAAAAUAACCAUAUAGUUAUCACAUAUAUUUGAAUCAGGAUAAUGAUAGUAAUUUCUACACUGUAACUGUCAUAUCUGGAAACAUAGUUAGCAGUUUCAUAAAAUACUGAUAGAUAUGUAGGUUUGUCUUCAGGCUGUGCAUCAUGCAAUGCAUUGAAUAUGGAUUAAAACCACAGCAAACUUGGACAACUGGCAUGCCUUUAGGAUUGUACAGGGAAACCACUUGUUCCUGUUAGUCCAUACAACAUACAUGUAUAUUUCUCCUUAUCAUUUCGUAUAGCAGAUACUGGAUAAAGGGGCACUAUCAUAUUUUAGAACUGAUUGAUAAGUUGGGUGAACACCUUAUGUCCCACUCUGCUCAUCUUUUCACCCAACAUUUGAAUCAAUCUUUUGGGAUAAUUGUUUUUCUUUAUUUUCCUAAAUUUUUUGUUUCUGUCUUUUUUCUUUUCUACCUAUAAACAGAAGAAUACGAAGAAGGUAAAUGGGUGAAAUAAUUGUACCCCCCCAUUAGGAACCCUUAACCCAGUAACAACUUCACUCCCUCGAUGAUCAAUGAGUUUUCACUAAUUUUAUUUAACCUCUUCUCUGCCAAAAGGACCUUUAAAGUAUAUAAAUUUAAAUAUACGUCACUAAUGCUUCAAUUGUAUAAAACACACAUGUAUUUCUAUUCCACUGUUUAUAUAUAUAUAUAUAUAUAUAUAUAUAUAUAUAUAUAUAUAUAGUAUUUAUCUAUAUAUCUAAGAAAAUGUGUGAUUAAGUGUCACAUGACUAUGAUGGUUAUCCCCUAACGUGCUCUGAUGGGACAACAUCCAGACUAUUUAUCAUGUAAAAGUCCUGCAACUGCUCCAUAUAUUUUAUUUAAAACUACAAAGUAGUUCUAUAUGGGUCCUUUUAUCAGUAAAAAGGUUAAAUGACCAAAUCCCUCAGUUUUCUAGUCCCUCUGGCCAAGUCUAAUUGCAUUUUUACUCUCAAUCGUCUUAAUAAAAGUUCCAGACAUUCCUGGCCCAUGUGCUCCAUUCCUUUCUCUAUAUGAAGACCAUAUCUAGUUCAGUGCAGGAUCAUCUAUGUAUAGUAUUGAUGAGGUCUAGUCCUAACACGCAUGUUUCCUUGUAAGUUGGACACAUCUGGAUGUUAAAGUUUAACGGGCGACUGAUAACGUGUGGGUACCUGGAAUAGUGUUCUAACAGCUGAGGCCAAUGAGUAUUGGCCACUAUGCUUUAAAUCAGUCAAUGUUCCCUUUGUGCUGUGCUGUGGUGCUCUUUACUUGGCUCAUUUAUGUGCUGAAGGCUAAUGUUUUGCUUUGUCUACUUUCUUGCUUUAUCUCAAACACCCUCUUCAUGACAAAUUGCCUGUGCAGAAGAAGCCCCAGAAGGUAUGUGUUGAUUUUGCAAACUGAUCCAAUUAUUGCAGAUAUUGUAGAUGUGGAUAGGAAUGGGUAUGAUUUGUAAAGAUUUGCUGGGGGUGUUUGGAUGUCCUGUCUACAUAGCAGUGUUGGUGUUCUUCUGGUGAUUGAUAAAUCUGGAGAAAGUGGUCAGUGUCUAUUACGCAUGUUUCCCUCUGGGAUCCACUCUAUAAUACAUUAAUGGGUUAAUUACCAGAAUUAUUCUCUAAACAGUGAAUUGCAAUGUAUGGACAAACCAUACACAACAUUUAGGCCAUCAUAGCAGCGUUCGGUAAUGGAUCAGCGUUCGGUAAUGGACAUGUUCUCCAAUUUGGCUAGCUUGCUCCACUUCUUGCAUUUUCUUGAUCAAGUGGAAAUAAUUAAUCGUUUCCCAAGUGGUCAAUGGUCACAAGGAAAAUGAGUCAGUUUGCACAAUUGAACAUUCAUUGCAGUGCUAGAUAUGUUUUGAUCUCAGCAACUAAAUAAUAAGUAAGACAUCUCGUGUUUUUUCCAAGCUGCAAAUGUUUCUUUUUCCAUUUUUGCCUAAAUGUUGCAAGUUGAUUAUUUACUGUUUCGUGAAUAAACUGUCCAUUCUCGUAGAGGGAAGCCCGUAAUUCUCAUUCAGCAUCCUUGGACUCAUUGAUAUGCAUUCAGGAGGCUGUAUUUGCCCAGCUUGACAAAAUAUGCUACAAUAAACAUUCAGGCUAUCAAAUAUUUUAAAAAAAUUGGACAGCCUGUAAACAUUUUCAUGGCAGAGAAGAUGUUCCUCAAUACUCCCUGAUGAGUUUCCAUUUGUCUGUGUCACGCUCUGCUACGAAGGAACUUCGAUUUAGUGAAUGGCAUCAUGUUUAGGUGACACUGUAGAAGCUUAAAUUGCAUCUUGUCUGUGUGUCAUUGUGAGCAGUUCUGUGCAUUGUGUUUGCUCGUUCUUGCUUGUCUAACAACUUUUCUUUUCCCCUUAAUGCUUUCCUUAAACAGUGGAGGAAACCCACGAGGAAGGUAUGUGAUCUACUCCCCUAAUAUCUGGUGCUAGUGUAUUUCUGACAAAAUAUUUGGGGCCUAUUCACAUAAUCCUUUAUUUAGAGCUGUUAGAUUCAGCUCAGUUAGACUGACCUAGACUUGAGCUGAAUUUUAGCCAAUAGAACAAAUUCAAGGCUUAGUGAAUGGACUGCCCCAGCUUUGAUUGGUACUGAAACGGUUAUCAAUACUGCAGACUUUGCCAACAGGAACACAACUUAUGCGUACUUCUUGGUAAAUUCAAUGCAGGGUUGCUCAGCACACAUUGACAUGCUCCCUGACUACUUUCCUUUUUGUAUGGUCCCAUUUACUAGUCCUGACCAUUUUGAAGUUCUGCGCUCACAAAUCUCAAGAGUUCUGAGAAGAACUGACAUUGUAACAUUGUAAAAUCCCAUCUUUGUCAAACAACUGCAUAGGAAACGAUAAGGCUAUGGAUCCAUGCAACAGACAUGACCUCUAGUGGCCAUUGUUGUGCAUGCAGGGAUAAAACCAAAGCAGUCAUUCUUCUUGAUCUUUGUAACUACAAUUGGGUUUGUACACUAGGUAUGCUGAGUAAACUGCCUGACAUCUGCUAUUGGCCUCUGGACAUUCACUGACUCUGUACCUCUUGCAAUGCGGUACUGCCUCAAAAUGUGCAAUGUAGCUUCCAAAUAUGCAUCUUUUAUCUGCCAGAAGAGAGCUGCUCUGCACUGUGCAAUGUAGCUUCCAAAUGUGCAUCUUUUAUCUGCCAGAAUAGAGCUGCUCCGCACUGUGCAAUGUAGCUUCCAAAUACAGGUGGUCCUUGUUUUACGACGGCUCGCACUUACGACCAGCUCUCUCGCGGGGUGGUAAGUGUGCAGACACUCCUCACUUACCGACCGAGUUCUGUUCCUACCACCCGAUCGUAGAACGAAUUGGUCGGUAAGUGAGGAGUUAACAGAUUCCCUGCUCUGCUGCGUUCUUCUUUGUUCGGGGAAAUGUCCCUGAACACAGACAUGCGCACCAGAGCGGGGAAUCCCUUAAUUUAUGUUUGGGGAAAUUUCCCCGAAGAUAGAUUAGAGCGAUUCCCUGCUCUGAUGCGUUUGUCUAUGUUCAGGGACAUUUCCCCGAACAAAGAAGAACGCAGCAGAGCAGGGAAUCCGUUAACUCCUCACCGACCAAUUCGUCCUACGACCGGGUCAUAGGAACAGAACGUGGUCAGUAAGUGCGGAGUGUCUGUAGGCAUCUUUUAUCUGCCAGAACAGAGCUGCUCCGCAAUGUGCUGCUCGCUGCAUUUGCUAUAUUGUUAACUGUCUGAAAGAUGUGCAAGCUGUUUGGCAAUUAAAGGAGAGUUUAUACACUAUUAAUACGGCAACAGCACAUAGUUGUUUAGUUCUGUGAAGCCAGACAGGAAUUUAUCCAGUUCUGCUAUUUUGGCCUUAAAUUAGCAAUUCCUUUUGUCCGUUCUCCAUAAAUUAGAACAUCCACCUCCAUCAUUGUUCAAGUUGGAGACAGGAUAAUGAAAUUCCUCUAAAUGUCUCUUAAUAUUAUUACACUGCUUUGUUGCCAAUAACAACACAAAACUGCUGAAAUGUUUGACACCUAUCAAAAUAAAUGGCAAUGAUAUGUGUUUAUUGCCCCUUUUAACUUUACACUGAAACUUCAUUCAAGGUAUAUUGGAAAUAUUCCUAUUCAAUCACUCAUAAACCUUCUGUCAUUUAAACCUUGCCAUUCUGUGCCAAUAUUCCAGAACUGUCUCCAGUCUACACUAUAUUCCCACAAUCCAGAUCUCUAUCCUAACAGUAGAAAGCGCAAGUUAAUUUAACAAAAUCAUUUAAAAUACUAAAUAAAUAUUAUUUUAUAGCAGCUAUAACCUAUCACCUACCCACAAGUGUAAAAAUAAAAAAUAAAAUACAACAAAAAAAAUUAUAAACCAUCCCGCAAAGUUAUCAGGCUAAAAAUCAAGAAAAAGCCUUUUCCCAAUUACUAACAAGUUAAAUAAUGUAAAAUAACAAUCAGAACAGAUACAUUCAAUAGAACUUUCUAAUGCAUUCAGUUUUAUUGAACACUGUCUGUUCGGUUUGUUAGACAUUAUUUUAGGCGUACUUUUUAAACCUUGUUUAUAAUUGUGACAAUGGUUUUUCUUGAUUUUUAAAAACCCUGAUGGCUUUAUCAGGUGGUUUAUAAUUUCUAUGUGUUAUUGUUCAUGCACCAGGGCCUCAGUUUGGAUAACUUUCUAAAUGAUUUCAUCUUUUUUGGACACAUUUUUACACUUAUUUAAUAUUAAGAAAAAUAUUUUACAUUUUGUAUUUUUUUUUUUAUAUAUUGAUAUGUAUAUAUUUUUAAAAUAUGAUCUAUUUGUAGAUAUUUAAAUAUGACAAAAAAAUAAUUUUUAAAAUUUAUCCAAAAAUCUUAAAUCAUUUGGAAAGCUUAUCCAACAAUAUGGUAUCGAGGUUGAGAUGUCUGAUGCACAAAAAGAAUAGCAUGAGAACCCUACGGCUGAAUGCCCUGCAGCCUUCGAAGACCUGAAGUUUUUGGCUUUAUGUUCAACUGUACUGUAGCAUUGAUUGUCUGCAUCCUUUUAUAAUGCACCUACCACUAAUGUUGCAUUGGCUUUUAUGUCCUACGAUAUCUCCUCUUCCCUUCCUGCUUUCUAAUGCCGCACCCCCUUCCCCAAAUCCACUGUGCCUGCUGCGUGACUGCUUGAACUGUGUCCGUCUUGGCUCUGCAAUCUGCAUCAGAAGAAGAGGAGUCAGCACCUGUUGAGGAAACAGCAGCACAAGAGGAGGAAAGUUAUGAGGGAGCCGAGGAGGAAGGUAAGGCAAAUGACUGUCCUUCCUCAGAAUAAUAUGGUUAAGGAGUAAACGCCUUACUCCACUAGGCAAGUAGGAAUUUAAUGAGACCAUACAGAGUGCAGGAGAUCUGUCCAGGCUUGGAUCUUUGUUCUAACAACGUAGGAGGUCCAUUCUGGAUGUCUAUGUAGGCCACGGCUUACAAUUCCAUUUUAUUUCCAUAGUACAGUGGACUUUUUAGGUACAUUCACAUUAUCACGUUGUGUGACCAAAUCACUUGAACUACAGCAGGCAGAUCACUGGUAGAUCAGCACUGUUGCUCCUGCUGGCAGUGAUACAAAGGCCCUUAAAUGGAUUAAAAAAUGGCAAAUUACGCCAUCAACAUAAUAUAUGGAAGAGAGAACAAUGCUUAUGGCACUCCACCUGUGACCUUUUAUGUAGGGCUUCUGACAGUUAUAGCAGGUGGACGUUAUCAAGGGUCAUUUAGUUGUUAAACAGUGCUAAGCUUACUUUCCACUUGCCAUGUCUCUCUCUGCCUGCUUGUAUGUCAAUGCGCAUGACCUGCAUUUACCACUAUGAAGUUGAAGGACAGGAUAUGCAGCACUGACUUGCCAACGUUUACAGUUGAAAGCCCAGCAGUUAUCUAGAGAAUAUGACAAUGUUAAUGAUUUUAUAUAUUGUGAAAAGUCAAUAAACUCAAUAAUUACCUGUAAGAAGCUGUAAAACAUUACAUAUCAUUGCCUUCGAGAUUGCAGCUUAAGGGUCAGGGUAAAUGACAUGGUCGGUACACCCAGUGAUCGUAUUACUGUAUGGUAAUUCUGGGAGUAAUCUAAGAAUUAGCAUCUUAGAGGUAUUUGAGCAGUUUUUGACUUUUGACUCUCUAUAUAUAUAUAUACACCUGAAUUAAGUAUAUGAGAGAUUCCCGAAUUGUCAAUGUAUCAUUCGAACUAUGAACUGGCUGGAUUCAUCAUAAGUUCUUCCAUAAAAUAUGUAAAUCUGAGUCCAGGCUGAUAGAGAAUUUCCAUAAAUCCUUUUUAAUGGAUUGAAAGUAAAUAAUUAAAACAUUUCUGAUUUAGUUUUUAUUCUUUGAUUGUCAAAGUGAGUGUGUCAUCAAAAGACUCCAAAAUGGCCUACGUGGCUUCAUUAAGGUGUUUGCUGUCAGUGUCCUCACUUCUGGGAUAAAAAGAGUAAAAAUGUAUAUUGACAGCUUGAUCAUAAAUGUUGAUAAAUUACAGAAAUGUUGUGUAUAUGUAAGAAUGCCUGUUAGUUGUAUGAUCUGAUUCUAUGUAGGAAAUGCCUGGAAUAAGAUGGCAGCUGGUACAAUAAACAUGGUUUCUAAUACAGGAUAGCAGGAAUGACAUAAUGUUUUUUUACUUGCAGAGCAUGGUGACGAAUACGACGGUAUUUGGCUUCCACAUUUUUUCUUUUGUUUUCUCUCCCUUCCCCCAUUUAACUGGCAGGUUGGCCCAAAUUUCUACAAGGUUUCUGGAACAGUUUAUCAAUUUUGUUUCUAUUUCUUCUCAUUUUGCACAAUGCAGUCCACAAAUGCUAACCAAGUGUUAUUAUAUGGGCUGAUUAGAGAAGAAAUACCUUAAAAACUCAAUUGAAACGUAAUCAUUAAUUCAGUCAUUAUUUGCCAUGAGCACAGUUACAAAGCCAAGAUUGCCUGCUAGAAUGACCCCUUGAAAUCACAUGAUGAGUUUUAAAAUAGCCAAAAAUAUUAGGGAAAGUUUUGCCACCUUAAAAUAUUCUGUUUGGCCUAAUUGGCUGAUUUUAAAGUAGUAUUAUCGAUAUCUAUAUUUGUUUGUUCCAGGUUCAAACACUGUGGAGUUUUGGCUCGGCCUUCAAUUAUUCCUAUUUUUACUUUGAUUUACUAAAUUAAUCUCCUUUUUACCUCACUUUCCAAUAACGGUUGGAAAAAUCAGCAGAUCAUUACCACAUACAAUGCUCUGCUUCUCUGCCAAACGCUUCUCUUUCCCAUUUCAUCUACACGCAGUCUCACUAAUUUACAUCUGAAUAGUUUUUCUGUACAAACUUUUCCUCUACCUACCCAUAAUGUAAUGCCUCACCUACCUCCUUCCUUUCACCACAUGAUUCACCUACCUUGAUCUCAACAUGUUCCAUAGAUCGCCUCCCCACCUCUAACACUGUAUGUCUGUCUUCUUCCCACCUCUAACACUGUCUAUCUCAUUCCCACCUCUAACACUGUCUGUCUAUCUCCUUCCCAACUCUACCACUGUCUGCCUAUCUCCUUCCUAACUCUAUCUCCCAACCACCUCUAAAAAUGGCUAUCUCCUUCCCACCUCUAACACUGUCUGUCUAUCUCCUUCCCACCUCUAACACUGUCUAUCUCCUUCCCACCUCUAACACUGUCUAACUCCUUCCCACCUCUAACACUGUCUGUCUAUCUCCUUCCCACCUCUAACACUGUCUGUCUAUCUCCUUCCCACCUCUAACACUGUCUGUCUAUCUCCUUCCCACCUCUAACACUGUCUGUCUAUUUUCUUACUACUUAUACUUCAUCUAUCUGCUUCCCAUCUACACAAUAUCCAUCCUUCUUCUUCCUAUUUACACAGUUGUUUGUGAUCUAUCUACUUCUCAUCGACACAGCUUUCAUUUAUUUCCUUUACUUCUAACUCUACUUCCCAUCCACAUAGUCUUGAUCUAUCUCCAUCCCAUCCACAUAGUCCAUCUAUCUCCAUCCCAUCCACAUAUAGUAUUCAUCUAUCUUCAUCCCAUCCACAUAGUCUUCAGCUAUCUCCAUCCCAUCCACAGUCUUCAGCUAUCUCCAUCCCAUCCACAUAGUCUUCAUGUAUCUCCAUCCCAUCCACAUAGUCUUCAUGUAUCUCCAUCCCAUCCACAUAUUAUUCAUCUAUCUCCAUCCCAUCCACAGUCUUCAGCUAUCUCCGUCCCAUCCACAUAGUCAUCUUCCGCUAUCUCCAUGCCAUCCACAGUCUUCAGCUAUCUCCAUCCCAUCCACACAGUCUUCAGCUAUCUCCAUCCCAUCCACACAGUCUUCAGCUAUCUCCAUCCCAUCCACACAGUCUUCAGCUAUCUCCAUCCCAUCCACAUAGUCUUCAGCUAUCUCCAUCCCAUCCACAUAGUCUUCAGCUAUCUCCAUCCCAUCCACACAGUCUUCAGCUAUCUCCAUCCCAUCCACACAGUCUUCAGCUAUCUCCAUCCCAUCCACAUAGUCUUCAGCUAUCUCCAUCCCAUCUAUACAAUAUUCACAUAACUCCUUCCCAUGUGUGCAUCAAGGCUGAACUUGAUGGAUGCAUGUCUCUUUUCAUCUGUGUAACUAUAUACAGUACUUACCUAUCUCCUGUCUAUCUCCUUUCCAGUUCUACACUCUUUGUAUAUCUCCUUCCAAUCUAUUUAUGCUUUGACUUCUAUGUGCUUCUCAUCUUAACAUUCUUCUUAUAUCUCUUCUCCAUCUCCACCCGUUUCUCCUUCUUUUCUCACACUCCACCUUCUCUUGGUCAUCCCAGUGUCCAUCUACGUCUUUAUCAUCUUCACACAGUCCACCCUCUAUUUUUUUUUCUUCCUAUCUCCACAUCCUACCAAAUGAAGUGACACGUAUAAUGUGCAGGAAAAAAAAAGAACUUUAUGUAAUAUUCAAAACAAAGUAAAUGCCCUCUACUGGUAUGUAUAACCAACUUAAUACCAUUAAUUUGAACCAAGCAAUCUGCUAAUAUUAUUCCAAUAAUCUUAGUAUGUGCAACCCAAGAGAUACUUUUAUAACAGCAGCCAUAAUCAGUGUGCAAAAACACAUUUAAUCAAGUGGUGGACAAUGGCACCUCUGAGGAGUGAUCUUGUUGGUAAUCACAUUUCAUUUAGAUCAUUCACAUUCAUACUCAAUCUCUAAGUCUUAUAUUACUGACUCUUCAUGCUUCCGUCUUCUGAACCAUUUCACAGCCACAAAUGCUUUGCUCUGCUUUCUCUAGCAUAAAAAGGAACAAAUGUCCUGUUUCCUUAGCCAGCUCCAUUAUUCAAAAUUCUCUCCUUCUCUCACACAUUCCAUCUCCUCUCUGGAUCAAGAAAUAACGAUUUUUCCCCCACCCAUUAACAAGUUGAGAUUUCUCAUUUUAUUGUUCGAAGUUUCUUUCCCCACUCAUUAAAUAACUAACCUUUCUUUUCCUGAUCAUCCUGGAAUUUGUGUUUUCUCUCUCUCUGACAGGUCAUGACUCAUGUAGUGGCCAUUAAAUGGAUUCAUCGGAAUAGGGGGAGGGCUUUAAAGGAAUUUGGGGUAUUGAUUCUGAUCUAAAUUAGCUGUGGAUGUUAACACUGUGAGAAAGCAUCAUGUGACAGUAUCCAAUAAUCUAACACCAUCACAGAUCGUGCCAGUCCCUUAUAGACAACUAGGAGUGACCCUGCUGAUCUAUGACACUACCUGUGAUAGAAAACAAUUGACACACAACAUACAAUAGACAUUCCUUGGUGGGGAGCAGAACAAGAAUGAUUUGGAAGAGUCUCACAACGAUGCUCUUGAUUCCAUGUUCCAUAAUAUUACUAUGUUCACAUGUUACUGCACUUGGAUUGCCCUCUGCCUGUUUCACUCCCACGUUUUGCAUGUUGCACCAUGUUGUGGUUUCAUUCUCACUUCUGUUUCCUUAUGUUUUCUCCUCUCUAAAUUCUAUCUACAGAAGAGAAGCCAAAACCAAAGUAAGUGCGUCUAUCAAUGCCAUUGCUUCCUAUAAUAAACUCCCAUAUCUGUUCUAAUCUCUGAAGCAGAACUAUAUUUACACCCUGUGCACUGCAUAUGUAAACCAAAAACAUCUCUACAUGUUCUGAUAGCAAUCUUUACCACUUUCCCUGUGCUCGGUCAUCAUUCAUGUCUCUGGUCUCGAAUCCUUUCACCAUCACUCAUUGCAACCAACACUACUGGCACUUACUUGCCAAUGACGUCAUUCGUAUACCAUUACAGUUCCUCUCCGUUAUGUUCUACAGGUUGGAUUGUCAAGAACUCAAUGUAAAGUCACAUUUUAGACCACAACUGCUGAAUGGGAACAUUUCUGAGUCUGUUAUGUUUUUGGCCUAAAAUGUGAAAUUAAUUUUGAUUGUGAAUAACCAAUGCCUGUGUUCGAACGGUGGCCCACUCCUUAAUGAAUACUAAUAGGCCAGGUUUACUGCAUUUCUCAAUUCUUAGUUAUGGGGACACAGACAAAACCUGCUCUGUUAGUAUAUACUGAGGACUAGGUUGGCAUCCUUAGAUCAGUCCAUAAUCUCUAAAAACAUAUCCAACAUUUCCUGUUUUUAUACCGUGCCCAUUAAACACCAUUCAUUACCAUUAUUCAUUCACUAUUACUAUCUCAUAUGAGAAAUAUUAAAUAAGUAAAUGGACAGCGCAUGGCUCUAGGAGUGUUUUCCUUGCGUAUGCGCCACUGCAAUUGUUCAGCCACUCAAACUAACAGCCUUUCUUUCCAUAUUACACCAAUAAUAGUUUUUUUCUUUUCGUACUGCAGACUCACUGCCCCUAAAAUCCCAGAUGGAGAAAAAGUUGACUUUGAUGUGAGUUAAAUCAUCUAGCGGAAGCUAUUCCGUAUAACAUGUGAUAAAAGAAUUGUGUUUUCUUCAGUAGGAGUUACUUGGGCAUACAGGAAAACUAUACCGGGAUCAAGUGGUGCAGAUAUAACCACCAAUAUGUAGCGGUUUUGUCCACUAUUAGUUGUGGUGCUGUCGUAACCCUCUGCAAUGUCUUAGAAUUUAUACAAAAGUAAUGGUAAAGGGUGCAGCCAGCUAGAUUUUGUGAUACCUUUCCCCAUACAGUAAUAAGUACGAUUUUAAUUACAAGUUACAAAAAUCCAGGUUCCCCGACCACCAAAUCUAUAGACCAUAUGCCUCAUAAAAAGUACCUCGUGUGGAAAAACUGCAAAAAGUGUCUCUUGAUAUAGGGAAUAAGUACUAUCAGUGCUAUUCACUAAUGUGCGAAUGGUUGAUCAUUCAAAGUGAAUCGACUAACUUGACUAACCCUGUUGCAUUCAGUUGCAAUCAUAAUGUGUGCCCUAUAUGAGUGAUGGUAAAAUCACAUGUUGUAUAAAGGUAAAAACCCAACAUAUUCAUAAUAUAACAGUUGCAAUAUAUAUAUAUAAUAUAUAUGUGUGUAUAUAUAUAUAUAUAUAUUAAUUAGCGUUCCUAUAAUUUAAUAACUUAAAGGUAGUUAUUGUAGAAUAAUGUUUGCAUAAUGCUUUAGGAUAUGUAGUGAAUAGUUAAAGUUCUGGCUAGACUAUGGUCAUCGAGGAAUGAGUUGGAAAACCCUGUUCUGCAGGAUGUGAUAAAUCUAUUAUAAUAUAGCCUUACUUCACACUUUUCCUUUAUAGUUACAUAGUCACAUAGCUGAAAAGAGAUUUUCUCCAUCAAGUUCAGCCUUCCGCACAUUUGGUUUUUGCUGUUGAUCCAAAAGAAGGAGGAAAAAAAAAUGAACCACUUUUGCAACAAGCUAGGGAAAAAAUUCCUUCUUGACCCCAGAAUGGCAGUCAGAUUUAUCCUUGAAUCAAGCAGUUAUUACCCUACAUUGAAAGAUUAUAUCCUUGAAUAUUCUGUUUUUGCAAGUAUGCAUCUAGUAGCUGUUUGAACAUCUGUAUGGACUCUGAUAAAACCACUUCUUACUUCACACUUUUCUUUUAUGAUGCUACAGGAUAUCCAGAAGAAAAGACAGAACAAGGACUUGAUUGAGUUGCAAUCUUUGAUUGAUACUCAUUUUGAGGGUCGUAAGAAAGAAGAAGAGGAGCUCAUCGCUCUAAAAGACAGAAUUGUAAGUUAUGUCCUUCUAAAAGGUAUUAAACUGGUUGAAUGCUGAUUUUAUGGUGCAUGUUGUGUUAUUGUUCUGUAAUUUUUGGGAACGUAUAGUCAUUAAAAUGUGACUCGAUAUAGCGAGGGGAACUUAUCUACCACAAACUAAAUAAAAAAAAAACCUUCAAAUGUUAACUGUUUAAUUCUCCCUUCACUGUACGAAAUCAGAUAAUAUAAAGAUAAACGUAAUGUUACAUUGGAAUGUUCCAAAAUGCUUAUUUUCCUAGAUAGGCAACAUUCAAUAGUUCUAGUGAAAGUACUAUGCCGUAAAUCACCUUUGUCCAGCUGUAGAUGAAAUUCAAUCAUUGUUGUCUAAUAGUGCAAAUAGAUCUAUUUGCUUUGUAAUACUUGCAUUUAUCUAGUAAGAAACUGUUUUGAAAAUAAAGAUACAUCACAGGAUGGCUAUUUGCCCAUUUUCUUGUAAUAACCCGAUCUUACCUGUAAUUUUCAGGAAAAGCGCAGAGCUGAGAGAGCAGAGCAGCAAAGAAUCAGAGCAGAGAAAGAGAAAGAGCGUCAGAACAGAUUGGCUGUGAGUAUUCUGAAAUUAUAACUCAUCAAAAACACAGCUUGGGUAUUGUAGCUUAUCAAGACUCCAGCUUGGAGAUUCUAGCUCAUCCCAAGACCUCGGCUUGGAAAUUCUAGCUCAUCCCAAGACUUCGGCUUGGAAAUUCUAGCUCAUCCCAAGACUUCAGCUUGGAAAUUCUAGCUCAUCCCAAGACCGGGCCUGCCUUGUGAACUCUAGUUAAUCCCAACACCCAGAAUUCUGCAUCCCCCAAAACACCAUCCCCUCAUACUCCCAGUUCCCAAACACAAUGCUCACACUCCAGCUCCAGUCCUUUGUCUACAUGCUUUACUACUACAUCCUCAAAUGGCUCAAAACAGUGCUCUUAUAUUUUUCAAGUAAAACCAUUUCUGUGAUUCCAGACAUCAUUGCUCCCAUAAACGGCAUCUUAGAACAAGUUCCCAACUAUGGUGCACAAUAAUAAUCUAAACCUCCCCCCCCCACCGCCCUAAUACCUUAACUGUUAUAUGCUACUCCCACAAACCACCUGCACUUGAACUAUUUUUUUAAACACAACUUUGGUAAUUUUAUCAUACUCAAUAACUUUGCGCUCUGCAGGAGGAGAAGGCAAGAAGAGAAGAACAGGAUUUGCUGAGACGUGCUGAGGAUGACAUGAAGAAGAAGAAGGCUCUUUCAUCCAUGGGGGCUUCUUACAGCAGCUACCUGGCCAAGGUAUGUCGGAAGAUAAUUGUCAAAACAAGAUGAACUGUAUUAGCUUGACCUUAUCCUUAUUUUUCCACUAUUAAGCACUUUUGUUUGUGGGGAUCUUCUGUAUAAAGUGGGGAUGUCAAAGGUAGAUGCACAUAUGUCCAACUACAGCCCCCAUGAUGCUUUACCGUCCUUAAAACCACACCUAUAUUGAUAUGUGGUGCAUGUCGGUGAUCACCUUCCCAAAUCAAUGUGUAUGUAAUGGAUACUUAUUAUUAUUAUUAUUAUUAUUAUUGCCAUGUAUAUAGCGCCAACCGAUUCCAUAGCGCUUUACAGUAAUAUUAGAGGGGGGGAUUUAACUAUAAAUAGGACAAUUACAAGAAAACUUACAGGCACAAUAGGUUGAAGAGGGCCCUGCUCAAAUGAGCUUACAGUCUAUAGGAGGCGGGGUAUAAAACACAUUAGGACUGGAAAUAGCAAUCAAAUAAGCUGGAGGAGAGAGUAGACUGCUGCCCUUUAGGAGAUAGCAAGAGGUAUGUGAGGUAGAGGUUAGUCUGGGAGCCUAAAGAAAUGGGUUUUAAGGCACUUCUUAAAUGACUGAAGACUAGGGGAGAGUCUGAUGGCGGUAGGCAGGCUAUUCCAUAGGAAAGGAGCCAUCUGCGAGAAGUCUUGAAAGCACGAGUUGGCCGUACGGGUGCGAGCAACGGGCAGAAUGGAGAGACCGAGAAGGGGCAUACCUAUGGAUCUGUGAGGAGAUAUAAGAGGGGCUAAGAUUAUUCAGUGUUUUAUAUGUAUGGAUUAACACUUUGAAUUGACUCCUAUAGGAUACAGGAAGCCAAUGUAAGGACUGGCAGAGGGGUGAGGUGUGAGAGAACCGACUAGAGUGGAAAAUCAGUCUGGCGGCAGCAUUCAUUACAGACUGUAGCGGGGCAAUAUGGCCAUUGGGAAGACCAAUUAGGAGAGAGUUACAAUAGUCCAUGCGAGAGAUUACUAGAGCAUGGACAAGCUCUUUAGUAGCAUCUUGUAUAAGAAAGGGGCGGAUGCGGGUGAUGCUUUUGAGGUGGAAUUGGCAUGAUUUGACAACAGACUAGAUGUGAGGCUCAAAGGUGAGGCCAGAAUCAAAAUUAACACCAAGACAACGUGCUUGUGAGGAUGGGCUGAUAUGGGUACCACCAAUCUGAAGGGAUAGAGGAGGAAAGACAAGAAGUUCUGUUUUGAAAAGAUUCAGUUUCAGAAAGCAGGAGGACAUCCAAUCAGAGCUAGAAGAAAGGCAAGAGGUCACACAUUGCAGGACAUCAGGGGAGAGGUCUGGGGAGGAGAUAUAUCUGGGUGUCAUCAGCGUACAGGUGGUAUUAGAAUCCAAAAGAGGUAAUAAGUUUGCCAAGAGAGGCAGUGUAAAGAGAAAAUAGAAGGAGACCAAGGACAGAGCCUUGGGGGACUCCAAUCGAGACAGGACGUAUGGUGGAGGUAUCAUUAGAAAAGGAGACACUGAAUGAGCGUUAGGAGAGAUAAGAGGAAAACCACGAGAGGACAUAGUCACAGAGACCGAGUGAUUGAAGAGUUUGGAGAAGGAGAACAUGAUCAACGGUGUCAAAGGCAGUGGAGAGGUCAAGAAGAAUUAGUAUGGAAUAGUGACCUUUGGAUUUAUCUGUGAUGUCGUUAGUGACUUUGAUAAGGGUAGUGUCAGUAGAGUGGAGGGGGAGGAAGUCAGACUGAAGAGGGUCAAGGAGAGAGUUGGAGUUGAGGAAGCAGGCCAGACGGGUGAAGACAGGUCUUUCAAGAAGCUUUGAGGAAUAAGAGAGCAGGGAUAUAGGACGAUAGUUAGAGGGGGAGGAUGGGUCGAGACAUGUUUUUUUUUUAAGAUGGGCACUACAGUGGCAUGUUUAAGGGCAGCAGGAACAGUGCCAGAAGAAAGAGAGCAGUUGAAGAUGUGUGUUAAGGAGGGCACAAGACAAGAGAAUUGUCUAAUAGAGAUAUUACAUGUAAUUCACGCUAAUCCUGAUCUCCCAGUAUUUACUGAAUAAAUGGAAAUCAUGCUAGUCUCCAGAACCUUUUAUAAAUGUAUUCUAGUCUUUACCUCCACAUCUCUCUCAUUCUUUAUCCCACGUGCAUGCGCUAGUUUUGAAUCUGAAUUGUGGUCCCAGCGUUUAGAUUUAUAGGUUCUAAAAGUUCUGAUCUCCACACUUAGGCUUUAUAAAGAAUUACAGUGAUGUAGAAGGCAUUUGAAUUCAUUUUUUUUUAACAACUCUCUAGGCCGACCAGAAGAGAGGCAAAAAGCAGACAGCCCGUGAGCAAAAGAAGAAGAUUUUGGCAGAUCGUCGCAAGCCCCUGAACGUUGACCACAUGAGUGAGGACAAGCUCAGGUACCACCUAAUAUACACUCCCACCCAGAGAACGUUCCACGUUCCAUAUUGUUAUUGCAUGAAGGCACUCCACUUACGGUAAGGUUUGGGGUAUAUCGCGUGUACCCCUAAAUAUCUGUAUUUAUUCAUCACAGGGACAAGGCAAAGGAAUUGUGGGACUGGCUGUAUGAGCUGGAGUCUGAGAAGUUUGAAAUGGGAGAGAAACUCAAGAAACAGAAAUAUGAGGUGAGAGAAUCUCAGAUUGGUUACUUUAUAAUUACCCCCUAUUCUGGCCCUCAGAGCUUACACUCUCUUUAUUUGUAGUUUUUUAAGGAAAUGUUUCCACUCAACAAGUUUAGCAUAAUGUGAAUACUAGAGAUCAGUUUUAAUGAUAGAAGUGGCCCUUAUUUCUUAAAGCAAUUGCUUAUUGUAAAAAAAAAAAAAAAAAAAAUUACCGGUUCAUGAACAAAUCACUCCAUGCUCUUAUUUACAGAUACUUACAUGAAUGGCUGCCACUCUGUGUAUUGUUUAUCCAAAUAGUUCAACUGUUCACUUUUUUGAACAUGUUUAUACACACGGUUAGGUAUAUCACCCAUUCAUAUUCUAUGUACGGAGUUAGAAUUACUGACCACCUUGAGGGCACAGCUAUUUUUCCAAUUUAGCUACUUGGGCCUUACAUUUUAAAUUCACUUUAAAUCAUAGCACUUGUAUACUUACCGGUCUGCAUGCUGAUCAUAUUGUGUAACUGCCAGUUUGUGAAAAUAGCACAUACCAUCAUGCCUUCUCAUAUACCGGGUCUCUCGCUAUGUGCCAGUCUAUGGACAUAUCUUACAUCAUGUGUAUGUGCCAAAUCAACCAAUAUAUUAAGUCACAUUAUUAGUGUAUGCACCUCUCUGUAUAUGAUCAUAUCACAUGUUCCAGUCUGUGUACGGAUCAUAUCACACAUAUCACAUGUGCCAGCCUGUGUACGGAUCAUAUUAUACGUGCCAGUCUGUGUACGGAUCAUAUUAUACGUGCCAGUCUGUGUACGGAUCAUAUUAUAUGUGCCAGCCUGUGUAUGGAUCAUAUUAUACGUGCCAGUCUGUGUACGGAUCAUAUCACAUGUGCCAGCCUGUGUAUGGAUCAUAUUAUACGUGCCAGCCUGUGUAUGGAUCAUAUUAUACGUGCCAGUCUGUGUCUGGAUCAUAUUAUACAUGCCAGUCUGUGUACGGAUCAUAUCACAUGUGCCAGCCUGUGUAUGGAUCAUAUUAUACGUGCCAGUCUGUGUCUGGAUCAUAUUAUACGUGCCAGCCUGUGUACGGAUCAUAUCACAUGUGCCAGCCUGUGUAUGGAUCAUAUUAUACAUGCCAGUCUGUGUCUGGAUCAUAUUAUACGUGCCAGCCUGUGUCUGGAUCAUAUCACAUGUGCCAGCCUGUGUAUGGAUCAUAUUAUACGUGCCAGUCAGUGUCUGGUUCAUAUUAUACGUGCCAGUCUGUGUCUGGAUCAUAUCACAUGUGCCAGCCUGUGUAUGGAUCAUAUUAUACGUGCCAGUCUGUGUCUGGAUCAUAUUAUACGUGCCAGUCUGUGUGUGGAUCAUAAUAUACAUGCCAGUCUUUGUUUAUAUAAUAGUGAAUGUAUUCACUUGCCACAUACAUACAUACAUACAGAAUAAGUAACUAUCAAUGUCUGACUGUCCAUUGUGUCUCUGCGUUCUGAUCCAACUGUGGAUCUAGCUCAUCAGUGUAUCCAUACUCCAGUCUACGUGAUAUUCCAGAUCAGAAUUCAAGCCAUAUAUGAACUAGCAUGUUACAUAUUACACGUCACCUCCGGUUAGCAUAAAGAGACAGAAUAAAAACUGUAUACACAUCCAUUCACAUAAUCGCAAGAUCGGUCUACUAUGGUAACAGGAAACAGUUCAUUCACAAUGUAAGAGAAAUAGCUGUCACUCAGUUUAUUUACUUGGUAGGGUUAUUGUAAAAUGUAAAAUGGUAGUAAUUUAGUAAAAAACUUAAUUCACUCACAAUCCAUCCAUUAAGAAGGUCAUGAAGGCAUAGAAAACUCACUCAUGGGGUGCAUCCUGCAACUAUUUCUGGCUGUAAAUGGCACUUUUUCAUGUCCUUAUCUUGGUCUCUCUUAGAUUACGACCCUGCAUAGGAGAGUGGAAGAACUCUCCAAGUUGUAAGUAGAGUUAUUGCCCCGGAAGGGGGAGCAGCACAAGGUGGUUCUUGCAGGCAUGUGACAGAGUAGCAACUAGUACGACUGGGUAUGAGGCUGGAGCAAAUGUUACAAGAGAUAUUAUAAUACAUGCUCCAAGACUGCAAACUCCAAACACGGGGUGAUACAAAGACAUAAUGUCACCCACAAUUCUCUAUUUUAGAAACAUAGGUGAUCUGACCUGCACAAACUCUAUUGAGAUCCAGUAACAACCAGGGAGGGCUCCACGAUUUAACAUGACUAAGCUAAAGCUUAUAUGUUGAGGCAUUAUGGGUAAAAUAGAAAUCUUUACAGCCAUUGUUUUAUUGGUUAUUUCAUCCAAGACGGCACCAGUUUGUAUUCCAGAAUUUCUUUGCUUUCAAAAGUGAAAGUUUUUUUCUUUUUGUUUCUAUAAUACCCACCAUAUAUUUAUUAUAUAAAUAAGAAAUAACAAACCAUUUUAAACAUCUUAACCAUUUGGUGGCAUAUGUUAUCUCUGGAUCUCGAACAUUAUACUCUAAUGGUUGAAAUGUUAAAGGUUGAUUAUGCUACUACUUGUGGAGCUAUAGAGUCUCAGUACCCCAACUGCCACGCAGCUCAGUAUAGAGUGUAUCUCCACAACAGCCUGAGACACAACGUGUUUGGAACUACCAUGUGCACAGUCUGUUUCCUGGAAUCACUACUCUGCAAAAGAACACAUAGGGUGCUUGCAGUCUUGGGGUUUGUUGCAGUGCUUUUGAGGCUUUUAAUGGGGAUACUGGUUGGGACUUGUUCCUCUGCUCCAGGACCUAACCCAGGUGUUGUUUGACGGUAAGUAUCUAGAUUUGAAGAAAUAUCUGGAUUUUUUGUGUGUGUGUCAGAGGUACAGACAGGGCUCGUUUGCCACUAUUCAUUUACACAGGUUGGAGUGCUGCCCUGUUAAAAAGAGUAUAAGGUAACUUAUGUACAUCAUACACCUUGCUAUACCUCCAAGAAGGUCCAGUGGAGCUGGAGGUAGGAAGUUCUUGAGAACUCGUCUUCAUAAAUGGGCUGUGUGUUGUUUUAACAGGUUACAACCCUCAGGAACCGUAUUGAUCAACUCCAGAAACAGUAAGUAGUAACACUAUCACAAAAUCUAACCUAAAGCAGCCUGUCUCCAAAUACACUAAAUUUGAGCUCACCCUUUUGGCUUACCAUCUCCUUUACGAACAUUCACCACAAUCCUAAAUUACCUCUCGUAAUCCUUUCUCAUAACACAACCAUAAAUCUACUAGGACUCCAAACCCUUCCAAAGUUUCAGAACAUUUCAAUCACUCAUGUGUUAACUAAUAAGUCCCAUCCUGGGUGGAUGUAGCUCCAAGGGCCUUGAUGUAGAAACCAUGCUGCCUAAAUCCAUGGCAUUGAUUGUUUCUGUUUCUUGAUCAUAUUGUGAAUCUUAAGACCUCAACCAUGGAAAUUAUGAACUGCACAAAACCAUAGAACCUAACACCUAGUUUUCUAUUACCAAAUCCUUAUUCACUACGCCACCAAACUUUUCCACACCUCAGAUAUUGUAUCUGUUUUACCAACACAUGCCGUACUCUACCAUAAACGGCAUAUAAAAGCACAUUCAUUAUUAUAAUUCCAAGUCCCAACACUUUUUAUAUUAUGGAAUGAAAUGCUGAAACCAAUUUAAACCCUAUGCAUGUUCCUCUACUCAUAUUCCUUUAAACCCUCAAAUUCUGCACAGUAUGUCCCCAAAAAUAACAUUGUGUGAUCCCAAACCUGUUUUGUCUAAACCACAAUCAUGUUCUUAUACAUUAUUUUUUGUAUGACCCAAGAUGUGUUCUAUUAAAGUGAUAUUUAACUCCAAUCUAAUAUCUGCACUUGCUCCUUAAUUAUAAGAAAUGGUUAAACCUACCAGCCCCUAUUACAUAACUGAGUAUUGUUAACCUUAAAAGUUACUUUGGCUAGCCUGAGCUCCAUGCUUUACCCAUCAUUUGGAUUUAGAGAGACGAAAUAUGGCCAGUAUUACUGUCUUAACAAGAUAAAUGUUACCAAGUAACCUUCCAGUCUAACCCUGUAAUGUGCAGGACAAGUAAGUAUAAUACCUAGGUCUACUCUAACGCAUCACUGACAGUUAUAACAGGUAUAGUAUUUAAAACAGUUGGAGGCUGCGGUCCUGUCAUCAGUAGAAAGACUAACAUACCUGAUCACCGACAUUACAGAGGGGCAAUUGAAUAUCUGCACAGCCCAUGUUAAAAGAGCCAAUAAUAUUGAUAUCUUACAAACCAAGGCCAAUUAGAUUGUGCUGGUGACAGUUACAACAGUCUGUACGUACGACUAGUAUGCAUGAGAACGAGAAGUAAAAGCAUGUGUGAGGUAUGCGCAGUCCUUCUAAACUAACACCAGAGAAUAUGGUAAGUAACCAUUGCCUGUGAAUGCUCUGCUCCAGUGGAUCUGUACAGACUUCAAAUUGUUCCUUCUUGUAUAUCACCAUCACCGGGCCACUGGUUUUCUUUUCUAUAGUUCUUCAUAAUCAUCUGGUCUCCUUGUACAUUCACUCAUUGACUUUCUCUUCCUGAAUUUCCAAUUCUCCAUUUCUGUAAUUCUGUGCCCCUUAAUUAAAAAAAAUAAAAAAGAAGAAGAAACCCAGAUGCCCAUGUGAGGGAGGUAGAAGUUUUGUAUAACCUUAAUCCUCUUUGAUCUUUGUCUAAUUUUCCCAUUAACAGCAGCAAGAAGGCAGGUGGCAAAGGAAAGGUUGGGGGCCGCUGGAAGUAA